Molecule: messenger RNA, 84597 nt
Organism: Xyrichtys novacula (pearly razorfish)
Lineage: Eukaryota; Metazoa; Chordata; Actinopteri; Labriformes; Labridae
Source: the annotation of a GenBank genome assembly
GAUGGGAUGCCCACCACCGGUGAGUGACCAUCAGAUGGUCACUACAUUUUGCAAUGCUCUAUGGGAAAUUCUGAGUCGUCUAUAUGUAUAGGGGUUAGGGAUCCAUUUCGGACACAGCCUAUAUGUCUGACCUACUGUUUGGCAUUAGCUUGCCUUAUGCUAGCCUAGUUUAACACUUUUGACUGAAAGGAUUUGUGGCAGCGUUUAGCCUACAUCUGAACAGUUUUGACUGGGCAAUGAUUGUGCAACUUGAUUGUCUAAAUCACCAUAAACAGGAAGUUACAGAAUUCAGGUUGCUGGUUUAUAAAGUAACAAAAUGCAAAGAUCUUCAACAUGACUGGAACAACUCUGAAGUUUGACUGAAAAACAACACCUCCAAAUAUGAGGAAGUUUAUGAACACAACGUAGGCUAAGACGAGAAAUGUCAAGCUCACAAAUAGUCUUUCUCGAAAAUUCCCACCAUCCUAUCUCUAUCAAAGUCUCUCUCCUCUGUUCAACGUGCGCGCGCGGCCCCGCGUGUCAGUGUGCGCGUGUGCUAAGUGUGUGUGUAUGUGUAUGUGUAUGUGUGUGUGUUAAGGAGAAGUGGGCAAAGGCUCCGCCUCACUCAAAAAGCGAGAGAAAAAAAGGAAAAGCAAACUGAUACACACCUCUCAAUUCUGGCAGGAGGAAAAGAAUAGGAGUGUUUAUGAAGCGUAUAAGUAAACAGCAGGAUAACCAGACACACCGAGAGCCGGGGCUACUUUCCCCGCUAAAACCGACACCAGGCACCGUUUCCCAGCACCGGAGAUUGUCCCGUUGCGUUCAGGAUUAAGUUUUUAUGUCAUCCAAAGGUGGAUCAUUAUCUAAAUCCGAGAUAACAAGCGAAUUUGAAAUGCGUAGCCUGCGAUGCUAUUUCUGGAGCCCCUAAAGCCGACGUUUGAACUCUCAGUAAACAUCCAGUCGAGGUAGGAUUCAAGAUUAUUGCAAAAGGUGGUUAAAAAAUGUGAAAGUGUGUGCUCCACUGGGGUGUAGUUUUGAAAGCUAUACUCGAGUCGCUGUCCAUGUGUCCCUGCGCCAUCAGCUAGGAGGGACAAGAAGGGUGGGAGUAGGCAUUAGCCGAUACUCCACUUCACAGUGAUAUGGGAUCAGAUUUUUUUUAAAGUUACUCAUGGACCAAGUUAUUCUGAGAUAGCGAAACAUCAUGAAACAUCAAUUCAAACCAAUUGUGAUUAUUUUCUACAACUGUUCUCUACUACUGAUGGGCUAGUUCUUCUGAAAUACAUUCAUGCAUGUUUGUUUUUGCUGAAUGAGUUUGAUAAAAAGUUUUUGUGCACUUGCUUUUUCUCUGCAGUUUCACAUUUCUUUCUGGCCUGUUUGCAACCAAACAUCCAGUUUCAACUUCACUCAUUGUCUGUAGCCUACUAAUUAAUGAGAGCUUAAUUAGUGAUCCAAUCAGGCUUCCAUAUUAGCACCUGCACAUUUUCAGACAGGAGGAUAAUCCCUUUCACAGAAUUGACAGGCAGAAGGGGAAUUGCUUCUCAAAAAGGCAACUCUCUCUCUCCUUCCCUCUCUCUGUCUUUCUCUCUCUCUCUUUUACUGCAUUUUGAGGAAAGCUCCAAGUGGUAGUGGAAGAGGAGGAGGAGGGCGGCUCCAUUGUCUGGCCAGCGAAGGGGUGGGGAUUGAGGCUGUAUGCAGAUGUGCUGCUGGCGGACAUCUGCUCUCCCCCCGUGGGCAUUGUCACAACAGGCAGGGGAACUUAGAGUGGAGCUUGCCCACAGAGAAAAGGCCUUUGUGAGAGGAUAUGGAGGCCAUGGCCUGCACCCUUAAACGCCAUGUAUAUUAAAAUAUCUGAUCAUCUCAAGGGGUCCACUUUGAACCCCAAAAUAUAACACAUUUGAGUGAUUACGAUUUAUUUAGUUGUCUCUUUCUUAGAUUGUUUUUUUUUCUACCUGGAACACCACCCUCCCUGUUUCUUCUUCCUCUCUCUCAUCUCCCACCACCAACUCCCCCGGGAGGUUGAACUUCCCUUCAUGUCUUUGUGGCCCGCAUGUGUUCAGAUGUGAAAGCCAGCCUCCAAAGGCAAAGACAAUCAUGAGCAGUAUCACAUUGUACAUGGCAGCUCCUAUCAGGCCUUUUGAUUUAUCACCGAGGAGGGAAAUGCCAAGAAAAUGCAAAAAAAAAAAAAGGAAGAGGGAAAAAAACUGCUUUAAUAUUUCUGAUAUAGCAUAUUGUUCAGUUUGUGCUUGAUGGUAGAAGCUAUUAGUGUUGAUGUGUGUGUUGGUAUCGGACAUCAGGAGUCUUAUUUGCCUCAACAGAUAUUCCCUGGUGAGUGCUUGAGUCAGUGUGCGGUGAUUACAAACAUGAUUUGUUCUUGUAGAAGGCACUGUUGUACAUGGCUGAUCUGCUGUGCAACAAGCUUGUGGAGGGACUCAUUUGUGUGUUUCUGCUGUGUUAUGACACACUGGAUAGUUGUGAGAAGCGAGCAAGGGAGCGAGUUCAUCGAUGCAGGGAGAGAUGAUGGGUUUUGAAAGCACAGGUGCCGUUUCCUUUCACAGUUUAUUCUGAGGGACUACUGUCUUUAUUUUCUACCAUGUGGGCUUUGUUUCUUUCUUUUCGUUAACACACUUUACAAGACACGCAACAGCUGAAAAACUGACUAGUGCGUCGCCUGCCUGUUUUGAAGUCACAGAAGCAAAGUAAUUACAAUUGGUUAAUCAUAUUCUCAGAGCCUAAUACUCCAUUUAACACAGUAAUUUGGACGCUGCUGAAAUAGCUCUUGUGAACUCUUCUGAGAAUUCCCAUAAUGGCCGGGCCGCUAACGUCUUCUAAGAGCUCCCAUAGGAGUAGGUUUGAGAGGAUUGUACUGUCAUGUGAUUGUGCUAUGCAUUGUGGAGAGGAGGUAAUGGGUGUGAAAUUACACUGUGCCAUCUGCAGAGAGGCCGAAAAACGCACAGCCUGAUGUCACUUAGACACACUGCCUUGUGAAAUGACACAGCAAGGAGAGCGACGGAUUCACACCGCAGGUCCCUGACAUGCCCGAAUAUCAUCAUUCUGAAAUCUUUAGUUUCAUUUUAGGUUUUUGUUUUGCUUCAACCAAAGCGCUGGUUAGGUUUUUAGAUUAGUCCAGAAAGACUGUGGCAUAAGUGCUCUUUGUUUCCAAAAGGCUUAAUUUUAGAUUGUAGUAAGGCUUUGAUGAUGAAAAGAAAGAUUGUGCUGUGAAGUUUUAUUGCGGUCUGUAAAUAGGGAACUGUGCGCUUCAGAGCGUUUCAAUUUAUGACGGAACACUUGUACUUCAGUGACUCCUUCAGCAAUCGUUGGUUUGUAUCUAAUGCUGUUUGGUAAUAGUUUUGUCUCAAUGAACAGACGUCUAAAACCCACUGUGUGUUUACUGUAAUUGGAACACUACAAAUUUCCUGCACCUGUUUCUCGCCUGUUCAGACUUGCUUUGUUGCGUCUGAGUCGGUGGAUUUUGUUUGCAGUUGUGAAGGAUAGUUUUGGGAGAGAGGAUGUGGACAGCAGCAGGUGUCUGAUUCUUUUCACUGAUAAGUUGUAUUUGCACUAAAAGAGACGGCACGCUCUGAAGCUCUCUGUUUCUUCGCUCUCAUCUAUCUUCCUUGACGUGAUUUACCAGUAAACUGCUCUGAGAAAUGGAUACUUCCUAAGUUGUUUUUUUCUUAAGUGCAGCAGAAGUCAUUUCUUAAACUCUCACAGCCUCUUUGUAGUUUGCCACAUUGGCAUCCGACAGGCUUGUUUGUGAGCUCUGCCAAUCCUAAAUUAUGUAUUUAAGAGGUUCAGCUGGCAUGCUGACCAGAAAACAAGCAAAUUAUAGUCCAAGGUUUUAAAACGGAGUAAAUCAAACAUAAAAACCGAAGAAUCCUAUCCACACUUUGUCGCCAAGUCUACUAAUACUGUAGUAAACUACUGUAUCCAGCGUGAUAAACAAAGUAAUUUGCUCUGUUGUAUUAGGUUUUCAUUAUUGCUGUUGUAUCAUUUCCCUGCAAAUCAUCUCUCUCAGUGUUUAUGUGUAUAAUUCCCUGUGUUGUGUAUGGUGUUUAGUUCCUGGGUAGAAAUUGAGAUAGAGCUUUGAUUUUGAAUUUUUCAAGGUCUUCAGAAGUCUCUUUUUAUUUGAGCUAAAAUGCUCAGAAAUCAAAUAAUAUGUCAAGAAAUUACACGGAUAAUUAUUUUUGAAAGUGGCCUUGUAAAUUUUGGAAUUGUAAAUAAUAAAAAACCUAAUUCAAGAUCCUCUUUCUGUGCUGAAAUCUUCCGAUUUCCUGAGUUUGUCAGCCCUGUAAUUUAAACCAUACAGAGAUAUAGCAUGAAAAAACUACAGCAGGAUACAAAAUGGUAAAUGAGUCAAACAUUUGAUCAUUAAUUCCCAAUAAUUCAUCUAUGAACACUGUUGCCAGUGUGAUCUGGAACUAAUACAACCACCUGUUUCCUGAGGUGUAAAAAAUGGCUGCACACGAAUGCUCAAAAAUUUAAAUCUCACUAAUCUGAUUCAGACAUGCUGUAUAGGCCCCUUAAAUGUUGUUGCAUCAUUAACAAACAAGACCCCAUCAACAGCCUGCAGCCAGAUGUAUAGCUGUGCAUAGAGUCAAUUGACCCUCGAGCAGCAACAAAAACAGGAUCAAUGAAUCAAUCAAUAAUACAACUUUAUUCACACACUAGGAGCAAUUGAUUCAGAGAAGCUUGCCAAUAAAAACACUGCAACAUAUAGACAACAAAUACAUUAUUCAUAAGAACUAAACAUGGAGUAAUCUAAACUGAAGGCAGAUAAUGAGGUAGAGUUACAAACUCGGGAAAGAAAGAAAGAAAGAAAGAAAGAAAGAAAGAAAGAAAGAGAGGAUGAGUCAUGAUAAAAGCAGCAAAAAGAGAACCAAAUUCUCCUGCUUGUUGUGAAGUGAGUGGCCGAAGAAGAGCUGGAUAUCACAUUAUAAAACAUGAGUGAGCAGAAGUGUGUCUUAGAGCUGCGUUUGUGUUUGAAACAUGUUUUAAGCCCUUGUGUAAACAGGGUCUUACAGGGACACUUGAACUAGAUUAGGGCCAUUGUUAAUGUAAUUAGUACACCUGUGCAGGUGUGCUGUAAACAAGGCCACUCAUUUAAAUGACUGGAGCUUACAGUACAGUUAGUGUGCAUGCAGUGUGUUGUGGAGACUAUAAUGAGCAUUUCUCUAAAUUAUUAACUCAUUAUAUGGUUGCAGGAGCAGCAGCGGGGGUCCAGUGGAGGAUGUUUACUGUUCCCUGUAUUUAUGACCAGGGGAGUUGGCUGUCUAAUAGCCUCCCACCUGGCGUAAACCAUCACACUUGGAGUCCCUGCUCUUCCUUAAUGAGCGUCCGUUUUCAUCCAAAUUGCUCUCAACUGCAUGCACGGACCUGAUGCCAGAGAUGCGGUUGAGUAAAGAGGGGGAAGGGUGAUACUGGAUAGUUAGGAGAUCUAAAAGGGACGUUAAACACUAUUUUUUUUGACGUAGAAAAGUGUGUGUGCCAACGUGGAAGUAAAAAGAAUUGAUCUCCCUCUCACCUCCCGUCUUUCGUUUGGCACAGCCGGAGCUGCAGUUGAAUUUCAUGCAAACCACAGAGGAUUAAGGAAUGAAUAGUGGCCCCUUCUUCCAACUCUGUGUGUGCAUGUUCGUCAUGUGUGCUCGUGCUUGAGUCUGCGUGUCACUUUUUGCAGGAACUAGUAGAGACAAAGCACCAUCUGCACGCAGCAGGCUGUCCUGACUGCCUGCUUCUCUCGCUGGGGCCGAGAAGAGGCUUUCUGUGAGCAUUGUUAUGAAAUUGACUCUGCUGCUGCUGCUGCUGUUGCUGCUGUUGCUGGUUGUUAAUGCUGACAGCUAAUAAUGUCCCCCUGGAUGGCUGUGCUUUGCUGUAGCCAUAGAGAAGAGACAGACUAAUGAAGAGAGGCAGGAAGUGAAGGAGAAAAAAAGAGAGACAGAUAGAGAUGGAGAUACAAGUGGGGCAAUCAAAUUUUUCUUUCCAGGCGAGGGGAAGUUUCCUGAAGAGGGAUUACACACAAACCGAAAGCACGGGCAUAUGUAUUGUGUUUUAUUUCCUCUUAUUUGUUCUUUCCUUCCUGUUCACUCUCUCCUGUCUGAGCGUCUCAGGAGGGAGGUGGCAAAAGGAGAGGAAGAAGGAGGAGGAGGAGGAGGAGGAAGGGCUCCAUUGUGUCUCAGCAGAGCCCCUUUCCAGUCCAGCUGACAUAGUCUUGUGUCAGGAGGAUCCAUCCUGCUGAUGUGAGGCAAGCUGUAAAGUGAAAGAGAUGUCUAAAAUGCUGAAGUGUGUCCUGGCCAGCAGAGAGAUGGCUCUGUUUGUUUGCCAUUCUGCUGAGCACCACUUCGCAGAGAAAACUUUUCUGUCCAAAUUUGCUGACAGAGAGAAAGAGGGUGAAAAAAAAAAAACGAUGGAGUUGGGGUUUUGGGAGUAACUUGUAGGCACACAGAGCUUUACCCCAUUGUUGGUCUGUGACAUUGACAUUUGGAAAUGGUGAGGAGGGAGAGAAAAGAGUUAAAAGCCCACCUUUUUUUGCUGUCUCUUAGCACACAAACUGUUUUGCCUCUGCUCACAAUUCUCCGAGACGACAGUCAUUGAACCUUCCAACCACAUGAAUAUGCAUGAUAAGUCCGCUCUUAUUCUCUGCCCUCUGAGCUAUUUUUUUUCCCACCCAGAGACCUGUCGUGUUGUGUUUGAUUGGCCCUGACAUUUGAAAAGGUCCUUGAAUAAAUAAAAAAAAAAGUUGUUUAUGACAACUGAAGAACUCUCCUUGCAGCAGAGUAAAAAUGGCAUUUUGAAAGGAGCACAGCUCCUGCAUAUUUAAAUGCUAAUGGCUCUGUGAAUGUGCAGGCUAAUAGGAUGUUUCAGUCUGGAGCAGUGCAGUAUGUACACUUUCAGUAUGCAGGCACACUGUCUGAGUGCUACAUCUAAUAGCUCUGGAAGGUGCAUCAGCUCAUUUUAUUAGCUGAUUAUGUGGAGUCUGAGGAGAAUUUUUUCUUUUUUUCAAAUAAAUGAUCGCUUUCUUUUUUAUGGCAGCUCGGAGAUGAUCUCAACAUGUUCAGAAAGAAAAGCCUUUUCUUCCUCUUAAAAACAAUACCCUGAGGGAAAUCUGUUUUUGUGAAAUUUCUGCGGCGUUUCAUCACGAUGGUUAUGAUGCAGAUAAAGUUUAACAGCAUGUUUUAUAAGCUUUCUGAUGCUGUUUGGCAAAGUAAGGCUCCUAGGCUCACUCAGCCCCUGGGGUUCUGACUGGGCAGCCCUGUAGUGAAGCGUGGUGGUUCUUGAUGUAUUAUGAGCUGUUUUGUCAGCAGCAGCCAGCCACAAGUGCCCUGGAUAUCACUGGACUUUGACCUGCUUGUGGAGUAUUUGGUCUCAGAGCCCUGCUUGCUCACUUAGUUUCUCUUAACACAUAUAACACAUAAAGAAAGAAAGAAGUUAUGAGCUCUGUUCAAAGGUAUCACAAUUAUCGCUCAUGACCAUGGUUGAAAGCUGUUGAGUGACUUACCAAAGAGUUGAUCGCUAAUAUUUUUGCUUCUGCCGGAUGUGGAUCUUAAACCAUUUAAGUAUGAGUGUGUUUGUACACUAAUGUUUGUAGCUUUGUUUCCCCUGACUGCAAACUCAUCUAAAAAUGAGAACUGUUGUGUUUCCAAGAGCUCUGAAUGGCUCCUUUAUAUUUACAGAGAGGGCAGGUCCUUUUUCUGUCAUGUUGAGUUGUUUGGUCAGAUGAGACAAACCAAACACGAGUUAUAAAAAAAGCCCUUUUACGGUCGGCAGAGGUUCAUCUUCACACUCCUUCAUACUAGUCUGUUAAUACCAGAACAGUGAUUAUUCGUGCUGUUCUCAGAGUGGCUUCACCCAGCGAGGAGGCAGUCGGCGUCCAUUCUAUAUACAGCUACACAUUAUUCUAGUUAGGUGGUUGCAUGCCAUUUAAACCAGAAACAGGAUACAUACAAAUUUGCCUCCAUUAUGCAAAACCCAGUGCUUGUUUGUUGUGGACCAUUAGAGAAGAAGUGGCUGUAGCCAUUAAAGCUCCUAUGAGGAAUUUUCAGAUGUUGAUAAAACAGACUAAAAUUAAUAUUGGUGCCUUUUCAUGAUUUCCAAAAAAAAAAGAGAAAAAAAGACCACUAUUGGGAAGAUUGACUGUUUUAUGACCAGCAUAUCAGACCAAAGAUCAUCCUGAUAAAAGUUUGACUGACUAGUUAUUUAGUGCCUACAAGCAAAGGCGGUGCUGUUUGUUUAAGUCAUCUGAAUGUGUACGCCCCUAGGGGGAUAAAGCAUUUCUUUCAUCACAGUACAACAUUGUACUUUUGAAAUCAGUUCAAUCUGUACUGGUGUAGCAGAGAGUAUGUGACGAGACAAAAAGAUUUGAUUAUGUUUCAAUUUAAUGUCAAGGCAAGGCUUUUCAGUCACAUUUAAAUGCCUUUUUACUGUCAUGCUACUCUAUAAAGCCUCCUUUUAUGUUAUUCCCAGUAUAAAUCAGUUCAAAUAGGGGAAGGAAGGAAGGAUGGAUAGGGCAAAUUAGCAUCAGAAAGAAGCUAUUUUUUGACUAGACUACCUCUCCCUCAAAUUUCUGCCUCUUCAAUUUGGCCUGCUAUUUUUAAUUUACAUACCACCGUUGAUCAACAGGAAAAUCUUACCUUGAAUUUUUUUUUUUACAUCUUGGCUCUGUCCUUUUUAAACUGCCUGCAUACACCGCUUUCAUGCAGCUAACAGCCUCUUUGCUUGCAUAAAUACUGGCAGGAGUCCAAAUAGGAAAACCUGGCAGAUGUCCAUGAAACCAUUUGACUCCUAAACCACACUGUUAAGUGAGAGGCUGCACUUCACAUUGAUUUGAAUGAGCAGUGGACAUUGACAUGGUUGCUGCGUACACACACCGGCUCUUGCUUGCACAGUGUUACACAAAGGCAGUUAUGUACUUGUUGCUGUGGAGAGAGCUAAACAGGGUGAGCUGUCAUCCUGCUUCUCAUCACUCAUGUGUGGUGAAAAGUGGCGUAUUACCGACUCAUUCCUCGCAGUUAUGGAAGUGUUGACACAGUGAGUGUUGGAGCUGAGCGAUGGAGUCUUUAUCACCUCAGCUAUCUCCAUUAUGAAUAUGGAUAUUACCAAUGUUUUGGGAGCCCGAGGCUAUCUCUUUGAUUCUCGGCUGCUGAGAAGCUCAGUGGGAUGGUUGGCUUUUUUACCUCGUCAUGUUGUUCGCACAAAGACAUGUUUGAUUUUCAGCCGUAUGGAGAUGUUUGAUUCCUGAUCCUGAACAAAAAGGAUUUACUGUGGGUUAAUGUUUCACUGAGCCAUAGAGAAGCCACAGACUCUCAGUCCCUCCCACUCAGUCCUCUGUGAAUACUCCCCUCGGGACUCUGUGUGAGGUUAGAAAUCUGCAUCUCAGGGGCUUUCAGACAGCUCUGGCAAGUGAAAAAUGUAUAAGUGAUUAUACACGGUGCAAUUAUUCAGUAUUUUUUUACUCGGUACCACGCAUACAAACAGCAAAGACAUAACUUCUUAUAAUAAAUGUAUGGAGUAUACUAAACAGGAUUAGUAUUGCAGACUACAAGUGCAUGCUGUGUUUUAUUUAUAGCUUCCAACAUCCUUAAACUGAAGGUGAACAUUUUCCUAUUACGAAGUUUGGUGGCAGGAGGAGUUCGGGCAGAGCAUGAGCGCAAUAUCAAAGCUACAGUUCACUGCUAGUGCCUUGUCAGGGGGUUUUGCUGAUGCAUGAGCUCUGUGUUUUACCUACAGCUAUACUGAACUCACUCUUUCACAAAAACGCAGCACUGCCAACUUUGAAAAUGAGGAAAGGGAGAAGUCCUAUUAUCUCGCUCCGACAUGCAGUCAAUUCAGCACUGCUGGAACGAUCUUUAAAACGAUGCACCGAGGGAAAUGUAUGAAUUCUACGCACCAGUCACUUUAUCCCUCACUUUUAUAAGCUUUUUACACCAGUUUCCCUUCCUUGUAUUGGGUUUCUUUGUUUAAAUCUUGUCUAGAAUGUGCCACAAGAUGAGCGCUCUCAUUUCACCGUACACAGAAGGCUGAAAUAAUGAUGAUGAUAAACUCGAGCAGAGGUUAUAUGCUCUCCGGUCUUUUCAGCCUCAAGGGAAGUUUGAACCGCUGAAUAUUUUUACUAACUCAAAGAACAUUUUUUUGUUCCACUUUUCACCCACUUGUCCGUGUCUUUUCUCCCAUGGUUAAACCUCAGCCCUGACCUUUCUUUUCUCUCGUUUUUUCCUGCCAAUAAGCUCUCCUUCCCUUAUUUUUCUCUGCAUAUCAGUUGUGCCUCCUAAUCUGUCUGUGCCCUUAUCUUGUCUGCUUUUUUUUUUCUUUCUCCUCCCUCCCUCAGUUUCAUCUCUGUGUUUUCGCUCACAGGUGGCUGAAGGAUGUGCUGGCUCUUCUGUUUUUUUUUUUGCUUGCUGUCUGUGUUUCUCCUGUUUGGUAUCUUUUGAAUACUUGCUGCUGUCCUUGGUCGGGGAAGCGUGCAAGUGUAAUAAAACCUGCCGGGAAGAUGUGUACGCAUGCUGAAAAGCAGCAAAACACAUAUGCAGUAUAUCUGCGUGUAGACAAAAGACCUGCACACCUAUGAGCACAAUGAUAAAUUGGUGGUAUUAUAGGCAGGCUAUUAAAUCACUGAGGAGGCUGAAAGAGACUCCCACAAGUUUGGAGUUGGAGGGAAGAGGCAGAACUUGCUGUCAUUGAACUGAGGUCUUUUCAUGUUGCACAGUAACAAAAUGUUCUGGGAAGUUAGUUUCCAUUGCUAGUUUUCAAAGCCUGGUAAUGAAUGCUGCUUUGUGCAUCGGUGUGCCGUGUAGCAUCAUGGCCACAGUCUCUACCUCCUGUCUCGCUCCCCAUCUUUGAGUCUUUCAUGCUGGGCAGACUCCUUUAGAUCCUCCCUGGAGGUUUGAUGCAGCCAGACACCCACCUUGGCCCCAGUUCUCAGCCGACACGUCUGUGUUUUUUGGUGUCUGUCUGCAUACAUUUGACUGUGUGUGUGUGUGUGUGUGUGUGUGUGUGUGUGUGUGGGCAGCAGUGUUCAGCAGUGUUCUCACAGCCCAGCUGAGACUGACAGAUGGAAUCAUUUCACACACGGACAGAAAGGCAGGAUACAGGAAACCGGGGUGUGUUUAAUAGUUGUGCCGUUGCUGCGCUUGGUUGGUAUUAAUCUAGGUCAGUGGCGUUCAGCUGCAGGGGUGUGGGCCUCCGGGGCAAUCUUGGCCUUUUCUUAACCUCAUUUACUUCACUAACUUUCAGCCCACUCACCUCAGACUGUAUUUAGGUUGCUUAUUAAACCCCCCCCCUGACAGGUGUAGUGUUAGGCACAUUACAACGGUACCUUUUUCAGCCGGCCUUUUGCAGAGAACCACGACCAAUGGAGGGGCGCUUAAACCUUGCACACAUCAAGAUGUUGACUCACAGCAAAGUGAGCUAAGAGGUUGUGUUUUCUUCUCUUUUAUUCACUGAGAGGUGAUGGUUUUGAUUAUUAAAAUCAAAAGCAGCAUCAACCAGUUCCAGUGUGUUUUGUCUCGCCACCCGCUGCAUUAAUUUUCAUCCAAAAAAAAAAAAAAGGAGAAAAGAAAAAAAACUCAAAGAUGAAACACAGUGCAGCUUAUUUGUGGCCUUCAAACUAGCAUUCUGCACAAUUUUACAUAUGGCUUAUGUUAAGUACACCCACAGCUCUGAGAAACAAACUGAGCUCUAGAGACCUGUGUGAAAUCGACAUAUUCUGAUAUUUUAACAUAACCACUGCAGAGCUGUGCUCAAAAAAUAAAACCAAAUACAUGAUUUGAGAAAUCAGAGGAAUCACUACUUGUAUGAUUAAACCCCCCAAGAGACAAGGGUAGUUUUAUGCAUUAGCAUCUUUUAGCUAAUAUUUUUUGUAAACCAAAGAAACAUGACCUGUUGGACUGGAUGUUAAGUGAUGGUAAUUGUUUAGCACUAACACUGCAGUCCUCAUUGACUUAUUAUUUAGGUUAUUGGAGAUGAGGCACAUGAUAAAAAACUGUAGAACAGAUUUAGAAAUAACAAACAUAGCAGACAAAGACAGGCUAUCAAAUAAAUGCAUCAGAACUUAGCAUUGACACGUACAGGUAGCCACAUAUACGAGAGAGCUAACAGUAAGGCCAGCAUACUACAAAUGCAAGUCAAUGUUCACAGAUUUACUUUUGUUUCCGCCAUAAAUUUGUUUUAAUCUUGAAAACUUUAGAGUCAGUUAGUGAUUUUAUUUCUGAUGGUAGGAUCUUCCAAAUCUGUGGCCCUUAAACAGAAAAAAAGGACAGAAAAGCUGACUUCUGGUUUUCUGGUGUACAGUCUCCACUAACUACACCUCUUGUAGUCGCCUCUUUAUUUGAGUAUGUCUAAUAUUUUCACUAAGUCCAUGGCAAAGUCAUUCACACACUUGAAAACCACUUUGAUGAAAGAGAAUUUUCUGAAAUUGCCCAAACUCAAUUUAUCAUACUGUUGAUGAAUUUUGCAAUGGUACAGUUUCAUUGGCUUUUGAUCCAAUGUUUUAGGGUUUGUUUGUAUAAUGAAAGCAUGGGCUUCAUUGCCGAUUGGUUGACCAGGCCGUAGACAGUUACAAAAUAGGAGAGGUGUAAUAAAAUCAUCAACUGGUAAACAGGAUCUUAUAAUUCAAAAGCGAUUUAGAUCAGUCUUGAUGGUUUUCAAUACUUUUCUGAAUCGUGCCUCAAAUUUUAUCUGAGAAUCCAACACUUUGAUACUUAAACUCAUUUAGUUUCUGUAUUUCCCAUUGAUAAAUAGUUAUCUUGAAAGUAUUACAUGGUUUUCCCUUGUGGAAAAAAAACUUUUUUCACAGUUCAAGGUUAGUAAGUUGUUUUUUAGCCACUGCCAACCGUACAUUCGAGGAAUGUUUGAAAUUAAAAGCUUAAGUGAAAAGUAUUUGCCUGGGUAUAAAAAUGACUGAAGGACAAGAUAUAUUAUUUCUUUAUCCUAAUUUUAUGGGCCUGUUAUCCCCGCUAUAAGCAAGGUGUCAGAUAAGGUCACUGAAAUGUGCUGCCUUAACUUCUUUUCUAAAUAUUUUUACUGAAGAUUUCUCUGGAGCUGCAUUUAGAAACAUAAUGUGAAUAGUUUUUAUUCCUCACUGGAAGUUGAUAAAAAAUGAUAAAGUGGCUCUGCACUCAAACUAAAUUGCAGCAAAAAACCCUGACAUGUUUAAUUAAUUCAAUGCAUGCUAGAACAAAGUCUUUGAAUCAGACAGUUUAAGGCUAAACAUCUUUUCAUGCUUGAGAUCAUAAACCAAAAGACGAUGUGAAACAAACACAUACUAUUGUUCUUCCGCCUCAAAUGAAAGAAGAAUUCGCAAUUCUUCAGAUUCUUGUCACUUGAACAUUCGCUCACCCUUUGAAUGACACAGAUUCAGACAUCCAGAGAAGCAAGAGUGAAAUAGUGGUAUUUGAAUAAAGAAAGACUGUCUCUUCCUUCAUUAAGUGCUCAGUGCUGAAAAAUUCAAAAGUAUAAAGUCUGGUGUUCUGUGAAAAAAACAUAUAAAAUUGAGAUGAGUUAAACUGACAAAGAUAAGGCUUUAUGUGGCAUUAGCUUCAUCAAUAAGAGGUACUUAUUGUGAUCCAGGGGUCAGGGAGCUCUCUCACAGUCAGAAUCACAUUUCAGUAUCUGCUCGAUAUGUAAAAUCAUGAACCAGAGCACAUUGAAAAUAUGCACGUUUGCACUCAUAUCUUGAACUCAUCUCCACAGUUAAUUUGCAGUUUAAUUGCUUUUACAGUUGUUGCAUAUGCAUCAGGUGCUCAGCAGUUAAUUGGGAGGAAAAGACAGAUCAUCAAGUUCAACAAUUAGCACCAGCACUUGCUAACCUCAACACACAAAAAUAUGUACCUAAUUAGACUAGAACUACUCCGAGGGGACACGGUGGAAAUGAUUUAGAAGUAUUCAUCGCACUAGGAUUACAUUUUCCCAGUAAUAAUGCCAUCCAGUGAGAGAUAUUUCAAUAGGCAGUAAUCUUAACUAUGAAUAGAUAUUACAGUGAUGUGCGAAAGAAAAUAUUUGCAGUUAUCCGUCUUUAUUUUUUUGCCGUCUGAACCCUCGUUUUCUUCUUUAGGUUUUGAAGUAGUCAUUAUUUUAGUCUCUCCUUAUUCAUCAUGCUCUGUGUUACUCCGUAAAUCCUAAAUUUACUCUAAAAAUGGGUCUGUGGCUUCGUCUUUCCUCCAUCAGGCAUUGGUUGAGGAGGUUUUUCCGAGAUUGGCUCUGUUCCAACACAUUAAUUUAAUUUUUUUCGAAGGUCCAUCUCCCUGAUGCAUAAUUAUUUCAUUGCCCCUAAAAUAUAAUUGCAUUUUUGUCGCUCAUCUUUGCCCUCUCUGUGGGGUUUCUAUCAUGUUACAGUUAAAUGGUUUUUUAACAUUUUACUCUGGAGAGAUGUAAGAAAUCAGCAAGCAUAGGGUUGGACAUUUGCAGUCAAUGGAAACGAAGUGUGUAGACAUGCCAAAGUAAUGCAUUUUGUGUGUUGGCCUGGUGUUAAUGAACUGUAAGCUGCAGCCAGACGUGGAAAGGUGCCAAAGAGCUGAGAGAAACAAGGUGAAAUGGCGAGUGAUUACUCUUUCACCAGAGGACUGAUAAGACUUGAUGGAUAACACAAAACAUUGAGAGAAAUAGUUUUUUAUUACUGUCUGAGACAUUGUUAUACUGUUGGAGUAAGACUUUGUGACAACAUCACUGGCUCUGCUUCAUAGAGAUUUUGAGAGAUGGGCCGAUCACACUGGAACCAAAGGCUUAGGUGUGUCAUGAUGAUUUAUCAAUGUGGACUUCUGUUUUGAUUGCAUGAACAAUAAUAUCAGGAAAAGUAAAAGCAGCCAUUCAUAUCACUUCUAUAUCUCCAUUUCAGCCGUCUUAUUUUGGUUCUGUCUCAGCAAAAUAGAAAAUCAGUCUUUUAUUUAAAUGUCUGACAGUUGAGUGAAAAAAAAUCAAAAAUGUUUUGAUGGUUUUUUUUUUUGUAUGUAGAUAUCAAUAUAAAUGAGCACAAAUAGCAAAUGAAUUUAUUUCAAUAUGCUUACAGGACUCUAGGAUGAAAAAAGUUAUAAAAUGCCAAAAGAAACGAUAUGGUUUGAUACCUCAGGAUACAAUACGAUACAAUACAAACGAUACAGUGUGAUAUGUCACGAUACAGUACGAUACCUGAAGAUACGAUAUGAUACAAUAUGACAUGACAAUAUACAAUACAAUAUGACGCGAACCGAUAUGAUCUGAUAUGUCACGAUACAGUAUGAUACCUGAAGAUAUGAUACGUUACAACAUGAAACAAUAGGAUACAACAUGACACAACAAUAUAUGAUAUUACAUGAUGUGAUAUGAUAUGACAUAACAAGAUACAAUAUAUGACCCGAUACGAUACAGUACAUCACGAUAUGAUACAAUACGUUAUGAAACUAUAUAAUAAGUGUGAUAUAGUUUCUGCUUUCUAGACAUGAACUCUUCCUUUGGCCAGUUAACUGUCAUUGACGCUCCUCUCACUGCUUUAAAUCAUGAAGUAUCAAUGUGGUGGGUCAGUUUGGUGCCACAUUUUCUAAAUUAGACUAUUAAUAUUCAGUCCUGGCAAUUUGAUAACUGUAUCGCACAGGCCUGGGCAACGAUAUAUCGCUGUGUUGAUAUCAGCAAGCUUUCUACCGAUGUCCAGGGAAUGAGUUAAAGUUUGUUUCAUGAAGGAUCGUGUUUCACACCGCACCAACAUUGAUAAGGUCGGUUUUAGCAACCCAAACGUGGUUUACAUUUGCUGCCAAACAAUAACUAUGAAUAUGUUCCCCAUUGAGAUGCUUAUGAGUUCACAGUUGAUCAACAGGAGAUCAAUUUAGUAGUUGCAGAAAGACACUUACUGGUAUUGUUAUUUUAUAUAAAUCUUUGAAUGAUUUAAGUUAAAGUUGUACAGCUGAGCGUGGAAAUUGCUGAUAUUUAUUCAGUUAACUUUAAUCUUAUCUUUCAAAUUUGUGCCUUUAGAUAGGAGCUGAAGGGAGACAGAAAUGUAAAGAGUAGUGAAAAUAUACAAUGGAGUUGUAGUCUGGAGUUGAGCAAUUUGAACCCCUUUGUCUAUUAGUAAUGUGUUUUAACUGCUUCGACACCUGUUGCCCCCCAUUUUGCUGUUCUUGCGCUCAGGGUGAAUCUCAUUUUGUUGGACUAACUGACCAAAAUGAUUAACAGCCAAAUAGGAAAUUGGAGCCUGGAUAUAUUUUUGCCAUUAUGUGUAAAUUGAAUUAAAAGAAAACGAAGUUCUCCAUGUUGUAGCUGAUUAACAGACUUAAUAAAUGGCUGGCCUUUUGCUUUCUUACUAAAAUUACAUUUCGCAUGUUAUGAAAGAAUUAAAAAAUCAAUCAAACAAGGUCAAUUAAAAAUGGAUUUGAAAUAUUGUUCAAAGCAGACGUGUUUCUUUAGUUUGCAUCACAUUUGCAUCAACAUGCUUGAAAACCAAAUGAACCGGACAAGCUCUACGAUUAAGAAAGCAAAACUACACAAAUUUAUUCAAAACAGAGUUAAAAUGUCAACAGUCUUUAUUUUUAAUGUUUCUAUGUGUUUAAAAAACCAGAAAGCCUUUCAGUUUGAGGAGUUAGUUUCAGAAAACCAGCUUAGUCUUCAUCUUGAUUAUCACUGAACAUCAUAUUGUGUCUUUAAUUUGCUGUAAGAAUCACGUCUAUCUCUCACCACCAAGGUCUGAUCUCACAGUAACCCUGACGUUGAGUUGGUCCACCUCUCUUGUGUGUGUUUCUCCUUGAUGUUGCGUUUGUACAUCAGCCUUAAGUGCUGCUCGUUGUCACUCAGAGAAGGAAGGUCUGAGGUCACCCUUGUCAUGUUGAAUGUCAACAAGGAAGAGUAAAAGACAGAUUUAUAGCUGCAAUAAAAGCAUCGUGGACACAACCUUUUACCUGUCAGCUUAAGUACCGCAGGUUUUUGUGCGGUUGCUGGUGUGUGUGUGUGUCCACAUGUUGCUUUUAACGUUCCAGUGUGCUUUAUGAAAAAAAGAAAAACAUUCCAGCGUAACAUUAUGACAUUAGCUGAGCUUUUACGUCUUAAACGUUGACUCUGUUAGUCACCAAUGGCUAGUUUUGUUUCAAAACUUGACCGCCAAUCAUCCAAGCGGCGAAGUCAUGGUAGACUUAGUUUGAGUUCAUUAGCUGUAAGGAGCUGGCAUAAGCCAUAACAGUCUGCAGAGUAAGUGUACAUUAGUAUCACCAUUAUGCAUUUCCUGGGUGACUUAAAUGGAUACGCGUUGUUUCGAAAUCGUGCUUUAGCACAAGUCAGCAGUUAGAGCUGCUGCAGAGAAAGAUGACCAGACUGUGAGAGGAGGAAGGGAGGGAUAUUUCAGAGGAAAGGUAAAGGAGAAAUAAAAAGACAGAUUUUUGCCAACUUAUAAGACUUGCAAAAGUAGGUAGAUGCAGAUGGACCGUCAGAGUCAUGGGACUGUGACGAUGAUGGAGAAGUAGAAAAUGCAAAGCUGUAAUUGUCAGUAACUGUUGUAUUUAGACAGUGAGGAUUGGAGGAAGAAAAAGGCUGGCAGGGAGGAGGAAGGUGUAAAUCAGCAGUGUGAGUGACGGCUUUACGUGCCCCUCGGAGCCCCAACUAUCCGAUUAAUGAGAGGAGGGAAACCUUAACCACCUCUCCCUUGAUGCCUCUGCUUUUCCUGCUAUCUUGCACUUUCUGGAACAUAAAUCAUAGACUCUUAAGCAGUCACUUUAGGGAGCUGCUACACAGUUCUUCCUCAAAAUGUUGACUGGAAGAUUCCCCUGUCUUAUGACAUGCUGCAGUAAUGAGAUUUCACUGCAACCAGUGUCCAUUGAAGUGCAUUAAUUACAUCUAAAACUAACAGCAGGCAGUGCACCUAGAGUAAAAACAUCCGCCUCUCUGCACCUCUGAAGCUCACUUUUUAACACAUGGUAUUUUGUUUUACUUGUAUAAGUAAAAUGUGUUAAAACAACAAGUUGGGGUUUACAGGAAGCCAUUUGCCAGACUGUUUCUUGGACUGGCACAUUGACUUAUUUUCUUUAAACCUUUUUUAAGUAACAUUCACACUUUGGUUUUUGUGUAAAUUUGUCAAAUAUGAUAUGGUACUUAAUUUAAUAAGCUUUAGAGGCACUAGUAUAUAAAUCAAGGUAUUAACAAGCUGUUAUGGGCCUUUUACAAUCAUAGGCUAUUGGUGCAUAUGAAUAUAUAUAUAUAUUUUUUAUAUUUACGUUUUCCAACAGCAGAGGUCAUUAGAAAAAAACACUUGAGUCUUUCUAACACAUAGGACUCUCACUAUACGGGUGGGUUUUCUCCCCACAUAGGCUGUUGUCUUUCCACUGUGGAAACAUGGUGGAAAAACUUGAUGCUGUACAUGUUUCUGUGUUUAGUGGUUGCAAAAUGCUCUGAUUGGAAGACAUGGGAGAAAGUAGUGAUUGUGCGCAAAAUAAUUUGUAUCAGUUGAUGUAUUUUGAUGGCGAAACUUGACAAUUGGUCGAUUAAUUAUUGAAUUCAUAAAGGUAUUGAUGUUUCGAGGAGACUCACUCUUCGUUAGAUACCUCACAGAUUCUGCGAAACACAUCAGACUCAUCUGCAGUGUAUAUUGACAUGAUAUACUCUGUUAUGCUGUAGUUCAAAAAUUCUCUUUUAUUGAGUGUCACAUCUGUUAUCAAUGAUUUCUUCUUGCCUGACAUCAGUUUCGGUAUCACUCUAAAAUACUUCAAGUAUCUGUCAGGUUGUAUUUGAGUGUACCAUGCCUCAUGAGCUUGUUGCAGGUUGUAUCAUCAUACUGACUGUACAGACAUGAGUUGUUUCAAUCUUCUCAUCUUACUCCCAGAAAGAAAAUGAAUAAAUGUAUUUCCCAAAAUGUCAAGCUAUUUCCUCAAAGUGAUAGUGUGUGAAGUGCGGGGCUGUCACAUGUAGAGAUGAGGCUGCACUUAAAAAGAAGAUAUUUAAAAGUAAAAGAUGUGGAAAGAAAGCAAACGGAGAGAUUUUUAGAUUAGUGCCAGAGGGAGGAAAUUGGAAUUUUUUUAUGCUCUUCUCAAGUUAAAAAAAAGUUAUUUCCAGUUUAUCUGAAGGGCACUGGGUUUCUCGUCAGCUCGAGUCUUGUUCAGCCUCUUUUGUAUGAGGGUGUGUGUGCGUGUGUGUGUGUUUGAGCUGGUCUUAGAGUUCACAUAGUUUAACCAGUUCACUGAGGUCAAGUGCUGGAAGCUGGGUUGAUGAUCUAAAACAAGAAAGAGUCAGACAUGCCUUUUUUCUAAAGAUAAACCUCCCCCUUGUAGUAAACGCCUCCAAAGAUAUUUCAGUCCAACACGUGUUGUGACAGAGACAAAGCAGGCUUUACUUCAUUCGUGCCUUUUUACCCUGAAAGCCACAGGUUUCUUAAUCUGCCGCGACGGCUCCUUCGAGAGAUGGCCUCACUCAGAAAAAAAAAAAAACCCUCUCUCUUUCUCUGUUUCACUUUCCCCGCCCUUCCCUCUGCGUCUUCAGUGCUAUUAAAACCUAAACAAGAUCUCCUGGGCUGCCUGCCUUGUCAUGCACUUUCAUCCCAAAAGGAGCAGAAAAGAAAGAGAUGUAAGACAAUAAGCCGAAAGACAGAUACGCUUUGAAAGUGAAGAACUGGCUCCCUGGGCUUGUUAAACUUCUUGAUGUUGAAGGUGUCAGAUGGAGACGCACUGUAAGGAUUUAUAACCCCAGUGAGUGAUGCAACACCUGCAACAUGCUUUAGCAGCAUCUGGAUAAAAUGUCACUUGUGUUUCUGUCUCUAUUGAGACACCUCAGAGGAGCUGUGGAGGCACAUCAGUGGUGCACAUCUGCUCGAAUGCAUCCCUACUCUGAGCAAAUCUGGGGAAUCUUAUUCAUGGAAAUGAAGUUAUUCAUUAAAACUAACAGAAAUCAAAGCUUCUCAGUAUACUCCACUCUUCUGUAUCUCAAUUAUGCAACGGUGUGAAAACAGUGAGAUUGUCUUGCAAGUUUUAUCGGCUGUAGCACUAACUAAAUCUUGCAGUAUGAUUGUUUCAUGACUUUCUCAGACAUGAAUUAUUUUGUCAGUGGUUAGUAGAGCAUGUUUUUAGUGUUGGGGAAAAUGUUUUGAUUGAAACUUCAGCCUUCACGAUUUGAGUUGAGCAUUCGCCCUUACAGUGAUGACAAGACACUUUCUCUGUUUCGCCUCUGAGUUUGAGUUUUAUUCUUUUUCACUUCAUGUAACAUCAGCGGUUGUCACGCACAGUAUGAGUAAAAUAUGUAAUAGGUUAUGAAAUUGUUUAGCAUUGCAAUGGGAGGUAUGAGUAAAUAAGUGUGUAAUGAAAUGUGUGCUUAACAGUAAUACGGUUUCUCUGUUUGUUGCACUCGGCACCUUUCUGUUAAACUCAUAAUCUCUCCUUCACGUACAAUAAGUACAAUUUCAAAUAGCAAGUGUGAUGAUCAGAGAGUUGUUAAAGUCCAGCGCAUGAUUUGUUGGAUAACUUAUCUUUUUUUUUUUUACAACAUAAUCUUGAAACGCAACUCAAAGAAAACCAAAACACCAAACAGAGAGAGUUAGAAGAUGGGAAGUCCUUCCCUCCUUAAAAAAGAAAAGAGAUGCAGAUACACACAGGCAUGUUUUAAAUUAUCUUCACAUUUCAAUACAAAAAAAAAAAAAAAGGAUUUGGAAAAUUAAUGAUUUUUCACUACUUCUAUAUUCCCUCAUAUUUGGUUUUCUGCAGCCCAAGGGGAUAAAGAAGGUUAUCCUCUCCUUUAUAAAUGAUUGCUAAGAGUUUGGAUGCAUAGCCUCUGCAGGAAUGUGCUUUUUUUAUAAUUAUUAAUCAGGGAUUUUUUCAUUUUUCCAAUAAUACUACAGUUAUUUCUUCUUUCGAUUGAUCAGUCAUUUAACCCCAAGGGUAUUUACAUGCAGAAAAGCUUCAAAUCCACUCAGCUGAAAAACCAUGCCUGGUUACUGUAUUUAGAAGUAACUUAAAAUAUCAAUAAAAGGCCUGUCAAUCAUCUCAGCACCUUACUGUUGUAAUUUUUCCUGUCAGGUGUUAAUUUGUUUGAUUCACAGUUUGGGACUGGGCUGACAAAAUAGAUUCAGCUUUUAUUUUUUACAUUGUUUUACAAUAAAGACUGAACUGGUGCAUGUAAUGCAAUAACACAGAGAAAAAUCCACAAAUUAACGGUUCACAUUUAAAAUAUACAAUCAUACUUUUUAGUCACACUCAAGUCCAAAAGUACAUGAACUAUAUCCAAGAAGAAAGGUAAGAUGUAAUUGAAAACCUGGCUUUUCUUCUCAAUUGCCGUCAAGACACAGAAAACUUAAAAGAAAUGAAAUAGUAUUCAUGACUCAGAUCAAGGUUUGACUUCACAGCAUUCACAACUUGUCAGGAAACAUGUUAACAUACUUCAGUUUGUGAGUGUAAGUGUGUGGGUUUGUGGAGGAACAAUAUGUCUGACCUCUUCAUGUUGAGCAGUAAGCAGUACCUUGAGAUGUGUAUGUCUUUGAAUGUGUUUAAGUGUGACUCUCUCUUCUUCUUCCUUUUUUUCCCCCUCUCUCUCUCUCUCUCUCUCUAUCUCAGGUCAAUCUCCUCAUUGUUAAGUUACAUAACGGCACUAACAGUCAAGUAACAAUCCAGCAGCGUUCGUGCUGAGGGUGGUUCUCUCCAGCUGAGAGCUCUUCUCUAAGUUGUUGUUGACUUUUCAACCCGACUGCUGGAGUAGACUGUUAUUUUUUACUUUAUUUUUUUUAUCUGCAAAUAGAGUUGAUCUCUGCAGUCAAAUCUCUGGAGUUAAUUUAUGAAAAUGAAGUCACACACACCACAGAUUUUGGACUUUGGUGAAAUUUAACUCUUUAAAUGCUGAGCACACCAUCAACGAAAAGUUGUAUUUUAAUAUCAAACUGUACAGCAUGAGUUUUUUUAGUGUUGUAGCAGAUACAGUAAUUGCUGUCGUGGUAAACUGCUCUGAGUGUAACCAAAACAGUUCUUUUUCUAGACUUGCAUAGAAAAGUAAACAAUUGAAAUAUCACUCAGUGUUGAGAUAUUUGAGUUGACACUUAGUCGAGUGUCUUUGUCUCAAAAACAGCUUUAAGUAAUGUUUUAAGGAUACAGCUAAAAAGACAUUCAGUUUGCUGUACUGCUUUAUGGAACUAUAAUUACGUGUUAUUUUGUCUCCCUAUGGAUUGAGGGUAAUUUUGAUCACUUGAGUUGUCUAAAGUUUCUCUUUUUUGACAGAAUAGUUAUUCAUGCUGGUUUCUCUUAACGACUUUUACACAUGGAGAAUUUUUGUUGAGGAAAAUUAAAAAAAAAGACUAGAAACAAGACUCUGAAACAAGACUCUAAAAAGACUCUGAAAAGACUCUAAAAAAUGACUGACUAACUUAAUCUGGCACCUACUUCCAGCAAGUGUUUUCAGGUAUUCAUAGUAUGUAGAAAUCCUAGCUGUUUGAGUUAAAGUCUUGUAAACUUAAGUAAAUCAUUUCAAACCAUCAGUAUUAAUUUUUUGUCUUUUCUUUUUUGUAACCAGUCAAAAACUCCUUACGAGACCUUUAACAUUUAGAUAUUAAUCAUGGAUCAAGAUGAGAUGUACCUUAUUGUAGGGUCCAGCGACGUAAUUGUAUUUCUAUUAAUACUUUUAGAGCUUCGUGCCAAAAUAAAUCAAAUCAGUUUUGGAUUGUAAACUCAAAGUUUACUUGAGUUUGAUUGUUUCCAUCUGUACACAUAAUGUAUAAUUAGAACCAAAAAAAAUGUAAUACAUACAGUUUGGCUUAAAUACAUCAUUGGCAUAAAAGUCUGAAAAUGAAAAACAGAUGAAAACAAUACUGCUUUUGGACGAUAUACAAACCACAAUGGAUGAUUGCGUCUAAUUGCUUAAGUGUAUGUUUAGGUAUAAUCAUGAAUUUUAUAAUCAUGAAUAUUUAAUCCUGAUCCUGUCGCUCCCUAACAGUCCUCCUAAAAUAAUACAGAGUUAUUAAUAAGCCUUUAAUUCAAUUUAAGUCAUUCCUUACAGAUAAAACUGAUUUUAGAUGCAGUUAUCAUGAAAAUGAGUAACUUUAAGGAGCUAGUUUUGAUUCAAGUGUUGUAUCAGGACAAGUGUCUUUUAAUUCCUGUUCACCCAGUUUAGCCAGUGAUGAUUUAGAUUUGUUACACUGCCAUUGAGGAACUGACGAAAGUGUAUUUUGAUUAAGAAAAGAUCUUUGUGACAUCGGCCUUGUGAGGGCUGAUGCCAAUUUGGUGCCGAUCAUUUCACAAAUUUGCCCAAUUAACCUGCCAGCUGAUUGAUCGAUCUGUCUCUUGCCAGUAGAUUAGCAACUUUCUAAGAUUAUAUCAGUUACAUGUGGACAGGAGAAAUAGGAUUGGGUCCAGUUUAAGCUCAGUUACAAACAUCCUCUGCAUCUCAUAAAGAAGGACAGAAGGCAUGAGGUUACUUGUGUUUAUUUUGCAUUGAGGGCACAAAGAAGAGAGAGCACAGGGUGAAACUUGGAGGGGUGAUCAGGUGAGUGGUGUACUCUGUGAGACGCUUCUCCCAGGUCUGCCUGUGCUCCUGAGAGCCAACAGCACAAUAGUCCUUCAGAAUAUUAUGUCUUAACUGGUGUUACAGGAUGUCCCAGUAUCUGAAUAUCUGAUUUUCUUUAUCAGAGACAUCAAAGUUAGUCAUUGAAAUCUUCUUUAGAAACUGUUUUUUUCUCCCUCCUGAGUCUGCAUGACCAGCACGUGUUCUUAAAAAUGUCUUGCAGACACCUGUGCACCUCAGUCGUCUGUGUUACAACCCUGCCUCUGAAGCAGCUGCAGUGAAGUGAAGUCCACAUCAGGAGAGUUUAUUAUGGCUAAAUGACCAGAUGCACUCCUGACCUGUAGUGUAGCCGGCUGCUCAUGCAGUGUGGAGCAGAAGAUGCCCGUGAUCGUCUCCGCUGGUCUAUUCAUAGCUGUGGCAGUGUGACUCUCCCACCUCUCACUGGCUGUUUCCUGCUUUCCCUCUUUGCUCAAUUACUUCUCCUCUGACUCCCACAUGUGGGUCUCGAGCUCUUUGGCAGGAAAGCUUACCUUGUGGAGGAGGAGGAGAGCUGGUGAAGAAAGGCAUGCAGAAAAGACUGGAAUGUAUAGUGCUUUGGAAACAGGACAGAUUUAGCACCUAUAGUGGUAUUUCUUCUAAAUUCACUGAUCUGUAGUGCAUCAUCACCUUCUUCUUACCCCCCUAAUCCCCUGACAGCUGGCGAACUUAAACAUCAAUUCAGUAUUUAGCCAUAUUCCUACGAGCCUGGUCCAUACUUAAAAGGGAAAAAAAAGUACAGCUAUAAUUGCAGCGUGAACCAAAUAUCCAUAAAUUAUCAUAUAAAAAGUCAAAUAAGAGCCAUUCUCAAAAUGCAGCUCUCGAGGAUCGGGCCCAGAGGCGGAAAUGAAAAGAAACAGAAGCAGGGUUAUAAAGAGUGCUGAAAGAGAUACAGUAAAAAAUGUAGGAGGAGGAUGGUGUACUCAUCCUGUCAGACAAUGUUUUUCUAGUACUUUCCUCUCUCUCCCUCCCACCGACCCCUUUUAUCCUUCUUUUUUUUUCUGCUGAUACAACCUCCUCCUGUCUGCUGACUAACUGACCCACAUUCCUCACUGUGACUCGCUGCCCUUAGAGCUAGCGUGCGUGUGUGUCUGUGUGUGUGUGUGUGCUAGAGCUUACACUUCUGCUUGUCAUCUUUUUGUGAGUGUGUGUGUGUGGGUGUAUGUGCUUGUCUAUCUCUGCCUGUGCCUCUCCCCUGCAUAAAAAAAAAGAAAGAAAAAACUGUGCCGUGUCCCUCAGGCUCCAGCAGGAACCAAUUAGAAGAUUGCUCUUUAGAGGAGCAUCAGUCACUGAACAUAAAUGAUUGGGUAAAACGCCUCAUUUACUCGCUCACUUCAUGUUUGUCUGCUUCUGCCCGGUCACACUCAGUCGGGGUCUCUGGUUGGAGUAGUCAUGUCUCUUCAUUAAAUAGAUAGGCAGGGCCGAGGGAGAUAAAGCUCCCUCCAGUGGAGGGCGGGGUCUCUGCAAGUAUGACAAAAUAUAAUUUUGCAAGCCAAGUGAGUGUUUCUGGCAAAAUUUAGAGAUAGUAACAACUGUUCAUCAUUGGUCUAGGAUUAAAGAUAUCUCACAUUUGUAAACAAUGCACUGAGGCAUUUUUAACCCUAGAACACUAUCGCUGGGUGAUUUCCCCCGACCAAACAUGUUUACGUGAUUUUCAUUAUGUUGCGUUUGUCUGAGUAUCAUGGGUCCCUGGGUAGCUUCAGCAUUGCUUUUGACAUCUUUGAAGGCAUAUUUGUUUCCCUGAUCCAAAACCUGCUUUUUCCUACAGGCACGUGUUUGUGUGAUUUUCACGUGGCAAUAGUGAUAGAGGGUAAAGUAGAUUUGGGUUAAUUUGAUAGGUGCAUGUAGGGAAUAAGGUCAGCAAGUGGAUAUGAAUAACGAUCACAAAGUAGUUAUUUCAAGGGAAUUCAUAUGGUGAUAAGAACUAUUUUUAGUCAGCUGGUCAUUUUUACUCACUCAAAAUCGGCCAUAUUUUGGUUCUCUCUCCUGCAGUUGUUAUUGUGCAAAGGACCCUGGAGUUUUCACCAGGGAAGACCUACAUGUCCCAGGUCCCCUCAUGGCACUUUUUUUCCUCCCUUUGGACAUUACACAGUUAAAAAUAAAAGAAAACUGCUUUAAUUUGUCAUGUAUUGUCCUAUUUUGAUAUAUUUUGAUGACAAGUACUUUUGGGUAGAAAUAACCCGGCAAUAGUGAUGGUGUUACUAAUUUUAGCCAUAGUGUUCCAGGGUUAAGAGAGGCAUAAUGACUUACAAUAACAAACUUGUGUAGCGAGUAUGCAGUUGCUCAGGCGAAUUCCCCAGUGUUGCUGGUGCUUUUAAAUUUUUAUUUUUAUUCUUUUACCAGGAAAGGCUUUAAGCAAUAAAAACAUACUUUAAAGGGAUAAUGUAUGGUGAGCAGUUGGUUAUGUGAAUAAGAGUCCUGCUCACCCUAAAAGGAGUUUGACUUAUGUGCACCUGCUCAUCAUAGUUAAAACCAUUUCUUAUUGGCUACCAAACAAAAACAAAAGCAAGUCGACACAAAAUAUAACCUUAAAGAUGAUUUAUUAACCUUAAAAUACUAUACAGCUAAAAAAAACAUAGUUCCUCCGAUUAUGCUUCAGAAGUGUUUCCAUGGCAACAGAUUCUUGUAAACCUAGUUGCAGUACAAAUGAACGAUACAUUGAACUUUUAUAACAAGGGUAAAUCUUUAUUUUGCUUAUUUAUUAUAAUUUUGAACAUAAUAAAGGCAAAUUUCACAACUUUAACUUUGUAGCUGUUAUCCCUUAUGAUCAAGGUUCCUUUACGGUGAUCGGCUGUUGCCUGAAUUGCAGUACAGGAUCUUGCUCCAGUUCUCCCUAUCAGAUUAUUUGGUCCCAGUUACUCCUCAGGCUGCUCUUACAUCAGUGCUUGAUAACCAUCAUUAUUUUAGGAACUAUUGUUUGUGCCAAGGGGUUUUGACCAAUCAGAAUCAAGCAUUUAACUGAGAAUAUCUGGGUUAUAACCCAUGUUAGGGUAUGAAAUUGAGUAUAUUCAAAGGCUUUUAUCCCUGCUUGUUUAGCUGAACAAACAUCAGAUUUAUGUUUGUGAUCAAAGUGUGAACUGUUGGGGUCAGCUAUAUGCUUUCUACCGCAAUUUUUUACUGAUAGGCUGAGAUUUACAGCAACACUGCAUGCCCAGCUCUUUAUGUCUCAUGUCAUGGGAGGUAUUCCUUAGGGUGGGGAUGAGUUAUGAGUGUAUCCCAAGAAGCCUUUCUGUCUUGUAUUGAAGAAGAUACACAUCUUGUAAAAAGAAUCAAACUGGGAACGUGAGAUAGAUUGACUUCAUUUUGUGUGUAGAUUACAGUAAAUAAAAAUGCAUGACAUAAAAAAAAAUUCUGGAGUUGUCACCAUCAACUUGGCCUGAAAAAGUGUCUUUGUCUCAUCUUUCUUAAUUUCAGGUAAAACAGGUCAGUUUAACUCUGGGAGGGCUGCUGAAUUUAAGAAGAUAAGGAGGAGAGGAGGACCCCAAAAAUCAAGGCUGGACAGAGUGUUUCAAUCUGUGAGACGGGAUGGCUCUGGUUGACAAACAUAAAGUGAAACGCCAGCGGCUGGACAGGAUCUGUGAAGGUGAGAUACACUCUUUCCCUCCUUGCUUUUUCUCUGUUCUUUGUGUUCAUGUAAAUUUGCGAUGCCAGCUCCACAUCUGCAGGUCACUGGGAGCUGUGAUUCAAGUCGUGGGAUGUUUUCCCCUUUGUGUGUGUGCGCAUGUAACUUUGAGCUUGUGCCGGUUUAUGCCGUAGCUCAAGAGAAAGAUCCCCUCCCCUGUUUUAUGGAAAUGAAGUUUCCACCAGUGUUUAAGCCUUUCAGCCUUCUGCUACAAAUUUGUUGAAAAGCCAGUGGGAUCGUUUGCAUAAGUGUGUUUGUGAGUGUCAAAAGGGAGCCUUGGGACCGGCCGUGGCUCCAAACUUGGGCUUUGAAGGCUGUGUGAGAGGGAGAGGAGAGUGUGUUUUGGGGUUUGUGUGUGUAUUUUCGAAAAGUUUGAGUUGUUGGUGGCUGAAUGAGAACGAGUUCGAUGUUUUUAGAUUGCUGGAGAGAUGAAGUAGGGAGUUUGUUAAAAGAGAGGAACUCCUCAGAGUCCUGGUAUUGAUUAUAGCUCGGGUUGAUUUGUAUGUGUGCACUUAAGAGUGUGUGUCUAAGUGAAAGACAAAGCAAGAACAUUUUUCAUCCAUUUUUCCACAACCCUUUUUUUUUAACUCCAGAUAGAGUCACUAAAUGUCUCAUGACUUGAUUCAUGAAAAAAUGAAAUAUGCAGAGAGUCUACUGCAAGACUUGAUUUGAUACUUUGAACUUGAACAAAUGAAACCCCAACAAGAUUUAUUCGUCAGUACUCAGAAUUACAUCUCUAUCCUUGCAGCUGAAGAGACGUGAAUGUGCACAACACUUGUAUAAGAGCAUGAGAUGAUUAUCUCUGUAAUUUCCAUAAAUAGUGCAGUUAUAACCAGAUGUAUGGUGAGAUUACAGCUGCAUAUGAGGGGCGUGUUGGGCGUAGCCUCCUUUACUGCAGCUGCUUCAGGUGAGUCUGCAAAUUUGCGUGCAAAACAGCCGCUUUGUACAAAGUCGACAUACAUCCCUGUUCUUGUCUUUUAUUUUCCAUCUAUGGUGUAGAUCCUUAAAUACUUUGACACCACUCUCUCAGAUGCUUUGGUAUCAUGAUUACGACACACAGCGACUAUUUCCAAGCCUUUAUCUACCAGUGGUAAACUGUAUUCCUAUGAGUUUGGACAGCUCAUUACAGUUUGAGUCUGAACUUUUCCCAAGAGGUCAAAUGAAGGUUUGAAUUUGGGAUUAAUCGUGACAGCCCUAGUCCACAGGGGGUGCCAAAACUGACACAAACAAAACCUUUUUCACAGGAGCUUUAACAGGAUUUAAAGGGAAAUAAAAAUAUCUGUUGAUGCUGAAAUGAGAUUAAAAAAUUUGUGAAAAAUGUACUUCUUGGCUUUCUUGAAAAUCAACAGCCUUCAGUGAGAAAGUUUCUUCCUGAGUUAAUGUCAUCCCCCUUUACUGUAAUUUUUUUAAGAUGAUGUUAUUUGCAAAUGUGGCAAAUAACAUUUCAAAACAUUUAAAAAGUCGAGACAAAUUGCCCUCAUCUUUGUGAGUUUUUCACUCAGCCUUUCAGUGCAGCUGUUUAGAGGUGCUUUUAACACUCUGGACUGACUGCAGACAUCUCUUUAUUCUUAACCGUUUCCCUCUUUAUGUCCAUUAAACACGCCCAGGCUCUUAUCUGAUGCAAUCCUCUCUACUUUCCUCAAAGACGGUCACAGUCCUCACUGUCUCAGUCCAUUUUAAACCCUUUAUUACACUGUGCAAGAAGCAACAUUUAAACUUGUCUAAAAAGGAAAUCAUGUGAGAUAAUAUUUUUUUUUAAAUGGCAACAUAGUAAAUAAUUAUUUUUGUUUAUUUUUAUUCUUUUUAAAUAUUGUUGUGGUUUAAAUUCUAACGUCUGUAAAAGAAAACCAAUAUCCCAGCAUCUCCUCAGUCCUCUGAACGUGAAACCAUUGGAUUGUCUUUGAAUCACUUUUAAAUGAAAACUGCAGCAUAUCAGCAUUCCUCAUUUCUCAGGAAAAUACUUUUUAGAUUUGAAACAGUGUAAUAGAUUCCUAAAUGAAGCUGUGAUUCUGUGUGUUUCCACCCUCAGAUUAGAGCCACAUGUGGCGUCUCAAACCUCUCCAAACCACCAGCCCUGCUCUCUUGGAAUCACUUUCUCCCUCUUUUUUUUUUUCCAACUUGGAAAAUGACUGCUCUCUCUCUAUCUCUCUCUAAAGAGGUAAAAAUGUUCGACAUCAAAUAACAAUAUUUUCUGAUCUGCCCCAUUAGUCCCACAGACAUCUUUAGCAGUGUCUGCAUCUCUUCUGCUUAUCAACAAUGCAGCUAUUCUGCAACAAAAAAAAAAAAAAAAAAAGAGGAAAAGGGAAUUUUUUUUUCUUGAUGCAGUUAGUCACCGCAGCUGCUCUUAAAAAUGUGUAGAAAAGGGUGAUUCACAUCCAGGAAGUUAAAAGAUCAAAGGAUGGUGAAUCACGUUGUUUUUCACGGUAGCGUUAAAUGUGCUCAACCGUAGAGAAAGGGUAUUUCAAAACCAGAGGCAUGGGGUGUUCUGCACUAUAAUGUCAGAGCCACCCACUAUUAUCUAAAAACAGAGUGUUUGGACUGAGGCGUGAAAUAGAAAUCAAAGUUUGCAUCAUGUGUAUUGACAAAAAUAGGAACGUUAUGGAGUGGCUGUGAUUGCGUUGCCGUUGUGGGUUGCACUUUGGCGAGACAGCCAGAGAAGCUUCCCUAAUCUCCAUUCAUCUUCUGGGAUAACUGUGUCAAUCCAAUACUUGUUUCACAGCAGCGUGCAUUGAUUACAUCUUUGCUCAUUGUGAUGAGUGGCUAACUGAGCCAUGCCCGUGGCCCAAAUUGAAUUGGAAAUGGCUGAUCCAGUGUCGCCAUUUACUCCCAUCAAGAGCAGUCACGGUGCUGGAAUGUAGUUUUCACUCUGGUGGAUGUUUCACUAUUGAAGAUAACUAAUGUGUUUUAUUAUCGUCGCCGCUUUUAUCUAGGAUUUUUGCGGGUUUCAAAUUUGACAUGCAAGUUCGAAACUUUCUAUUUUUCAAUUUUUCCACCAUCAAUCAGAAAAUAGUGAUCUCAUUUUCCAAGAGCUCGACAUGACAUCUCGAUAUGCCUCAUUUAUUUCCAAACAAUUGUCACAAAUACUCAAGAAUUCGAGUAACAGUGACAUAAAACAGAGAAGUCACACAGCCUCAGUUUAAAUCUGGAAACAGUCAUUUUGUCUUGGGUUUUUCCCUGAUAUUACCGCUGAACUUGUAAACUAUUCAGAUCCAGACACAUAAUGUCUUGUGAUUAGCUUUUAUUGCAUGACCUCAGAAACAAGAACUGGUAUCAAGUACACACGCUGUGUAAAAUGCUUCUUUUCUCUUACGGCUGUCCACCAGUGAGUCUGACUCUGCUUGAGGUUUCUGCCUGUUGAAAGGAAAUUUCCCCCCUCACCACUGCUGCGCUGUGCUUACUCACAGUUGGAUUAAAGUGGGGUAUUAUUAAAUGGGAUUGCAAAGAGUAUGGAAAGACUUACCCUUGAUAAGCACAUCCAUAUUUUGUAGCAAGGCUGUAGUAGUCCAAUCGUCAGUAGAGCUUGUUAGUUGAUUCAACAAGAUGAAGUGAAAUGUGAUCAUCUUUACAAUCUUAAUUUUACGUUAUAUUGAAGAAGUUCCUGUCAAAAGCAACACCAGCCUUAUUAAAAUAUAUUGUGAUGUAUGACUUUUAAUAGACACUAAAAGGAAAGACUUGAUUGUGUAGUGUUGUAUCAGUGGGGAGGUUCAGUGAUAAAUCAGUCAGGAUCAACAAUCCUGAGCCCUGCUCAAAGUAUAACUCAGUGUGUUUCUGUAUGUUAGCAUAUAUCAGUCUCCAUGCUUUUAAAACACUGUCUGUCAUUAUAAUUUCUCUGUCUAUGUGUGGUUUAGUUGAUGUACUGAUGGUGUCUUGUCUUGGGUUUUUACCUGAUAUUACCGCUGGACUUGUAAACUAUUCAGAUCCAGACACAUAAUGUCUUGUGAUUAGCUUUUAUUGCAUGGCCUUAGAAACAAGAACGCAGUGUGAAAUGCUUCUUUUCUCUUACGGCUGUCCACCAGUGAGUCUGGCUCUGCUUGAGGUUUCUGCCUGUUGAAAGGAAAUUUCCCCCCUCACCACUGCUGCACUGUGCUUACUCACAGUUGGAUUAAAGUGGGGCAUUAUUAAAUGGGAUUACAAAGAGUAUGGAAAGACUUACCCUUGAUAAGCACAUCCAUAUUUUGUAGCAAGGCUGUAGUAGUCCAAUCGUCAGUAAAGCUUGUUAGUUAAUUCAACAAGAUGAAGUGAAAUGUGAUCAUCUUUACUAUCUUAAUUAUGUUAUAUUGAAGAGGUUCCUGUCGAAAGCUACACCAGUUUAAUUAAAAUGUAUUGUCUACUAUUACGUUUGAUAGACACUAAAAGGAAAGACUUGAUUGUGUAGAGUUGUAUGGAGGUUCGGUGAUAAAUCAGUCAGGAUCAAAUAUAACUCAGCGUGUUUCAGUGUGUUAGCAUACAUCAGUCUCUGUGCUUAAAAAAACACAGUCUGGCAUUUUAAUUUCUCUGUAUUUGUGUGGUUUAGUUGAUAUACUGAUGGUAUCUACACUUGUCAGGAUUUCAUUUGAGUUGUAAAAACAAUAAAAGUCUGUUUUAAUUGUUACAAACUGUGACUCUUAUUUUUCCCGCUGAGCCGAACAGCAUUGUUUAGUUUAGUUAUCAGCUUUCAGAAUGUAUACGCUACAACUGUUCCUUCUGUUGUGGGUUUGUUAAAGUGCCAAGAAGAGUGUUACUGCAAUAUGGGAACUGUGGCAAACAUCUGUUGCGAGCAUCAGUUCCCAUACUCACUCAUUCCCCCCCUUUUUUUCUCCCUCCCCACCUCUCUCUCCCUCUCUCUCUCUUUCACUCUCCCUUUCUGUCUCUCCGUCUGUCCACUCCAUCUGUGUACCCAGCAUGCAUUGGCUCGGGCGGGAAUGCAAGUCGUUGCCAUUGCCAUUUAGCCAGAGCUAACUGACUGAUCUGGGCAGAGAUGGGAUGUGAGCGGCACUGCGACGUGAACUAGGUCACAGUGACAACAUGUUCCUGAAUGUUGAUUUACAAGUUGUAAAUCUGUGCUUGGAUGCAAACACCACAAGGUGGGGUAGUGUAAUUUGUCAUGGCUAUUCCAAGUGUUGUGGUUGGCAGUUCACUAAAUAUGUAAAUGCUUGAUAAUGCAUCUUGUUCUGUCAUGUGUAAAACAUAAGGAAAUGUUAAAAAUGUAGCAGUGGGUAAAGUGGCCAGUCAGGCUAAAAAAGCAUGAAACUUAGCUCGUGAAUUAUUCAUUUUCUCACAUUUAAUGGACAAGGGAGCUUUUUUUUUGUCGUGAAUUGCCUCAUAUUAAAGAGAGGGAGAAAGAGUACAUAGGAGGAGGGGGGGUCCUGAUGUCAUCCCCCUGAGCGGGCUGGAGUAGGGGGCCUCUGUGUCCUAAGUUCUUUAGCACAGGGCUUUAUCCACCUCUCUGCUUUCAUCCCUCCCUCUCCUCCGUCUCCCCACGCUCUGGCAUCCAGCUAUGGGUAUGAAGUCAUCGGAGCGGUCUCUGGGUUUGACCCCCCCUCGGGCUUGUUCCAGGCUCCUCACCAAAACCCGCGACCCCUUUAUGGGCUUUGUGGGGAGGCAGGGAGGGGCAGGGGAAAGAAAAGAGGGAAGGAGAGGGGGAAGCAGAUAGUAAAAUGGUACAAAGUGUUGUUUUUGGAAGGAAAUUCUUCCAGAUAUUUGCAGCAAACCUGCUAUUAUGUGCUAUUAUUAUCAUUGGAGUGAGACCAUUUUUUUGUGCACUCUUUGAAUGAAGUCCCCUGGUUUGUUUUCCUUUCAAGUGUCUUCAUUUGUCUUUGUUUGAGCUGGCAUGGAAUUUAGUGGUAGUUGAAAGUUGGAAAUGAGUUCUUGGACGUUUUUAAUAUAAAAAUAAACCCGUCUGCAGUUGCAGUAUGUAAACAAUGACAUGUGAAUCUGGGAGACAGGGUGAUAGGAUGCACCUGAAAAUAUGGUUCAGGGAUAUUGUUUAAAGGUGGGGUAGGAAGGAUCUGAGGAAGUGCCAGUUUUUGAGAGACAUCUUGAAUGUAAACUCUACCCCUCCCACCAGUUUUCCCCUCAGCUCCUUCUCUCCUCUCCCCCUCUGCUCCAGCAAGCUCCGCCCACAAACAGACACUCCUGCUCGCUCGUAUCGUUUUAAUUAAAUUCAGAUAUAAUGCAGAUAAACACUUAAGAUAAUUACAAAUGGGGCCCAGUCAACGUGAAAGUAAAAAGCACUGGUGCUACUGUAGAUGCCAACAGACUACCAGCAAACACAAUGUUUGCAGGACUUCUACAACUAGGAUAAAGUGACAUAGUCCAGGACCCGAAGUAAACAGUUUAACGGCGCUAAAGGUCCCGAAACACCUCUGUUACACUUGGCUUACUUUGUUAAAGCGGUUUACUUGUCCAGCAGAAAGGAUACAGGGUCCGUAAGAUGAGAUCCUGAAGUGUCCUCCAUUGUCUGUGUUGACGUUGACCCGGCUUCUUAGCUCUUGUCCGGUCUACCUCAGUUUUAAGCGCCUGUUAUUCUGCCAGAGUUUCCGGUAUUUACUUCGUUUUCUUGCUUGUGUUUUCUGAUUGGUUUCUACUGUCCAAUAUUGUAGCACGCUAACUUCGUUUGGGCUCGUGCACGUUAUUGGAGAACAUGGAGAGUGCCUCACAACAUGAGGGAGCCGCGUCCGCCUCACAACCAAUCAGGUUGGGGGAGGUGGAGAAUGUGUUUGUUUUGACUACACAGACAUAACAAAACACAGCGAUAUUGUUAUAUUACCAAAUGUCAUCAAUAACUAAUAGCUAUUGUCUGAUAUUAAAAGCUUUUUUGUAUAUAUUCACCAUAAAAAAAGAUGCUUCUUUAACAGAAUCCUGCCUACCUCACCUUUAACACUACUGGUAGAAAAAAUCUAGGGUAAUUUGUGCCUUUACUGCUGCGAGUGUUUGCUUAAGAAAAAAGAAGCUGUGUGUCAAUGAAUGUAACAUUAACUAAGUAUGAUAUUAUUCAGAUAAGCACCAGCUUCAUUGCUAUUGACCUCCAUUUUACAGUCCAUUUAGCCCCUAUGGAGAUGCUCUCAGAGACAAAUAAUCCCACUGGAAUCACACUCAAGGCAGCCAUGUACAUAAUGUCUGUAAAGUGUGCAUUACAAUUCAUCUGACAGCAUUGUUCUUCGCAGCAUUGUAAUCCCAUUUCCAGUUAGUGCCUCCUGCCCCACGCUCAUGCAUAAGUCAAUGUGUGUUUAACAUUCAAAUCAUGCAUUAAAUACGUGACGUGUCACACAGUAGGAGACAGUUGUUUUUAUUUCUGUUGCCGCGCCGCGUUCACUUUGAGUUAGCGUGCGGUUUUAUAUUCAUGUAUGCGCAUCAGAGCAAGGCCAAGGCUUCGCGUGUGUGAAUGAAAAGGGACAUUAACGAAGCUCUGCGGUCGCUGCUGUCUUUGCUGCACGUCAGAAGACAAACACAGCAGGGUCAGAAGGCUGGGUGGGGAUCUGGGAUCAUGCAAACCCUGUGUGUGUGUGUGCGAGUGUUAUAUGUGUGUGUGACUGAGUGGGUGGCUGGAUGGAGGAGUGAGUGUGAAUGACAGAUAAUUUUCUAAAUGGGCUUGUUGCAUGAGAAUCGCUCUGAUUCUGACAUUUGGUAAAGCGUACAUGCAUUUUAUUCUUAUGGUUGCUUAACUGUGAAAUUAAAGGGACAGUUAGGAUUUUCUGAAGUGGGACAUUUUAAUUAUCUUUGAUCGUGUGGUUAGUAAACUUCAUUCAUUGGGUGACAUUUAGAAGUUGUCGCAACCCCUGUUAAAGCUCCUAUGAGGAGUUUUCUUUCUUUGUGACUUUGGCGCUUUAUGAAACCGGCGGAUCAGGAAGGGGAUGCAUUAAGUCAUGUGCAGUGUUCCUGUACUCAUGAUGCUAGGUCUCAGCCCUCACUCUCAUGCCCUGGUUACGUUUCAGGACUUUUACCGUGCAUGAUUACUGUAUUUUCGGGCUAUAAGGCACACCGGAUUAUAAAGCGCACUAUGAAUUAACGCAUCUUUGUUCACACAUAAGGCACAACGGAUUGUAAGGCACAUUAAGUAAAACAACACAGUCGGGUAAAUCAAACUUUCUUUAACUCAGUUGUAACAACAAAUACCGGUACAGAAACAUACGCUCACUUAUUGAUCCAUUCCUCUUCCACAAAUCCACUGAAAUCUUCAUCUUCAGUGUCUGAGUUAAACAGCUGUGCGAUUUCGGCAUCAAGCAUGCCCGGAUCCCUCUCGUCAUUAUCCAAGUUAGUCUCAUUGCUGUUAUCGGUGCUUGGCUGUUCAUCGAUGAUUCCAGCUUUCAUGAAAGCUCAGCCGACAGUCACUGUAAUGCUCCAAAUAUCCAUUGAGCGGAGCAGCUUUGUUGCUUACCGAAAUUGUUCUUACACAUUUCGGCAGAUUCUUGAGCGCAUUGUACCGCAUAAAAUCGGUCAGUAAGCACAACAAGUAAUCAUACAUAAGGCGCGCUGGAUUAUAAGGCGCACUCUCAAUUUUUGAGAUCAUUUAACAAUUUUAAGUGCGCCUUAUUAUCCGAAAAAUACAGUAGGCUUCCUUCUCUGGUUGUUUUUCUAGUUUGUUUGCAUGAGUGACGUUUUUUUUUUCUGGAACCUUGAAGGACAACAAGAUCAAUAAGAUGCAGUGUCUCUUUAUGUAAGUAAAUAGUUUACAAGUGCCCCCCUCAGCGUAAACUGUGCAGGCUUCACAUUACUGCUGUUGUUGUUUUUCCCCAAGGAGACAUGAUUACAAUAACCUCUGUAAGUGCAGCAACAUGCAGUUAUCUGUCCUGAGUUGCUUGUUAAACCUGAACCCUGCUCCCCUGUCUCCCCUCAAACACACUCAGGUGAUGCAAUGGCGGAGCUAGCAUUGACAGACUAGCAUCUCAUGCUUGUGUUAAGCAGCUGCGAGUGCUUAAAGAAACAGUAAAAGCUUGUUGUAGGUUGCCAUGAUUCAGGUUGAUAAAAAGCUAUCGUUUUGGAUGUUCUGAAUUGAUCAUGGACCAAUUGUGAUAAGUUCUGAUACUGUCGAUAAUGCCAAAGUGCUUACUUACCUGUGAAGUAUGGUUUUAGCUUAUUUGAAAUGACAUGGAAAAGGACUGUAUGACUGUUUGUGUCUGCUUUAAACCAGAGCCAACUACUGGAAGGACCUUGGUAUAUGCUUUUUACGAUUCAUGUUGUGAUACUUAAAAUUUGUUCUUUACUGCACUUGCUCGCUUAACUUCCCUCUAACUUUACUUUGCUCGUGGCAGCUUUAGGCUCAAAUAGCUCUUCUACAUGCUGAACAGCCACAUCUCUAAGCACAGAGGUCAUAAUUACAGAAAUUUAAGGUACAGCAAAGAACAUUUUCAAAGUCAGUUUUGCGAGGGGCAAGAAAAUUGAUGCACUGUUGUGAAAUGAAUGUUGCAUCAUUAUGCUGUAUCUACAUUUUUGCACAGACCUACUGCAGAUUGGCACAAGCAGCUGUGACCCAGUUCAGACUGCUCUGAGAUGCAGGCAUUAAAUCUCCAAUGAAUCACAUGUAUAUUUUUCAUAAAAUACUAAACUUUUUGAGUUGUUUACUGUUUUAUGAAAAAUACACAACUUUUUAAAUUGUUGUCUUUGCACUAUUUCCAAUGAAACACCAUCUUAAACAGCUUUCUAACUUCCUGGUAUUGGGCUUGUGUAGUAGGAGGAAAAGGUGGAGAAGCCAUGCCAAUCUUUAAAUGCAGUGAAUAAGUCCUACAUUCAGAUUCACGCAGUUGUUUAAGUUUACACUGUUAUCUUUGUAUAUGAUUUGACCCCUUCACUUUGAAGAUCGAGAGCUUUUCGCUUUAGUUCUUGGUAAGUGCCCCAGACACGGCACUUCAGAAAACUGUAACAACUCCUUUAUGGUGAAUAGAAGGUGCUUUCAGAGAAAAGCAGACGUCUGUAGCGAUGGCAAGCCUCUUUAGUGACUGAUAAACUACUGAUCUAACAGAUGUAAUCAUAUCUGUCUUGUUAUUUAAUGCAGUUUUCUUGAACGCUGAGAGAAAUGCGGGUCUUGUCGAAGUCCACUGUACCACACUACAUCAGGAGAGUCUUCUGAAAUCAGUUAGGAGCUAAAAUUAAUAGAUAAUUGCAUCAAGAUUUCUCAAUAUUUCCCUCAUUUUGAUGUUUCCACUAGUCAAGUCUUAUUCAGUGUAAGGUCUUUAUAAGCCUCUGCUGGGGUGGUAUUAUAUUUGUUCCAAAAUCCCCGGCUUAAUUCCAUAAAUCCCUCUGUUACAGUGAAACUGACGUUGUGUGCACAGUCUGGCAAGUAUGGCAAAUGGAGGGGCAUUAGAAUUUGAAAGUCAAACAUUGUUUAGUUGGAGACAAACAGAACUCUGCGAUUUACUUUCCUGUCAGGAUUAGAGCGGCAAACCCUGAGUACACACCUCUGCCCCCGUCUCUGUGUUUGAAGUUGACUUUAUGGGGAUGAGUGAUCUGCUGCAGCGAGAGCCAGAGUCUCUUGAGAGCUGGGCUAGAAGUAGUAAUGAGAGCAGUGGAUGAGGAUGGGGAAAGAAGCCAGAGGAUCACAUAUACUCUGUAGGGCCAUUGCUCUCGACAGGGAUAUGUGUGUGUUUGGGGUGUGUGUAUUAGCUCUGAACAUUUUCUUCUAAUUCCAGACAUCCCUCAAGUCCCAGAAAGAGACUGAUAACUUUGCAAGGACACUUGUGGACGAGCUUAAGAAUUAGAAAUGAAAUGUGUGAUUUUCAGAUUUUGGAAUAGGAAAAUAGUUUAUAACAGCUGAACUGUGUGCCCUCAGGUGAUGAAUGACGCCCACCCCUGUAAGCCUAGAAACACAUUUUUACAGAAAACUCUAAAACACAGUCAAAAGAGGCUUUAUAAUUAGUAUUUUUUUGGCCAGCAGCUUUGAUUCAAUAAAUCAUCUAUAUAGUCUGCUUUUACCUCCAUCCUUCCCAUUUUAAUUUCAGUUUUGCAUAAAGCUGACUAAUGUUCCUCUGACCUUACUAAAAGCGAAAAAAGUCCCCAGUCAUCUGCAGAAUUGGUUUUUUGGAACCACCGUCAUCAGCUUUUUUCCCGUCAUCUUGUGAAAACAGCCGAGCACUGUGCUCCCUCUCUGAUCUUACCCUACUCUUAUUACACAACUGUGAUUAAACAAGAUAUUAGCGCAGACGGUGACAGACAUCCCUGCGCAUUUUCAACAGGCCCUUUGUGUGACAUUCAGAACCUUUAAUAUGGUAAUUUUAACGAGGAUUUCCUCUCAGCCUUAAAAUAUGUAUUGCUCCCCCUCCUCAUGUUUGGCUUUGAGAGUAGAUUUUGGACACUUCCUCACCUUACACCUGUUUUCAUGCAUUAAUUAGCAGGGAGGGAGUCAGGUUUCAGUGACAUGAUAUGAGAUAUGCAGGUAGCCAGGUAGUUAGAUUCACCCUUGGAGCCAUCUAUUGAACAUCACCAUGGUUGAACAAAUUGAUUAAUGGUGUUGACAUCAUUUUGGGACUUAUGGUUCGAGUAAAACACUACUAAUACUAAAAUAAUACUCAUAAUGAAUAUAGAUAUGCCAUCUAUUGGUUCCCGGAGAGAUGUUGUGAUGUCAGAUUGUGGUCAACAUAUUGGAAAUACUCCAUCAAGAUUACAGUUAAUCUAGAAACAUGCUAAGAGGGGGAGUGGAGUCCAUAGCCUGCUGUCUGAAAAACAGCUCGAAGUGACUCAGCUGUCAGGGAAAUCAGUCACGCCCCUAUUCAUGCGAAACUCUUAGCUUUAGUACAUUCAUUACAGAUGAAUCAUAAGCCCCCCUGUAUAGUUGUAUCAUAUAAGGAAAUGGUGAUGUAAAUGGGCCAAAACCAUGUUUAGACCAGGCUGUCAACACAUUGAUGUCAGCUUUGACUGGGUUCUGUUGGCUCUUGGAGCUAGCCUCAAAUAGAUACUCAGGAAACUGCACUUCUGCACAUCUGUAUUGGUUUCAUUUUCAACACUUGUGGUCUGCUUGAGAGUCAUUCAAUGAAAAGUUUUCAGAGGUGGCUCAGGUUGGAUUCUAGCCUGCUGCCUUUUCCCCACAUAUGACACCUCACUCUCUCUUCAUGGUGUGUUGCUUUAUCCACAGUCCCAGCCUCUAAUUAAAGGUAUGAAGGUCUAAUAAAAAUAUUUUUAAAAAAUUCAUGCAACGCAGUCUGUUGGCAAUAAAAGUGUAAAAUUGCACAGCUGAUUCAUAGAAGCGUGUGCCCUCCAUGGGCUGUGAAGUUAUAGUUGUCAGUAGAAGUCUAGAUAAGCUGAGAACCAGUAGAUGAAGCAGUAUUUGCUGCACUUGGUGAAUGAGGCAAAAUUUAAAAAAGACACUUUACUGGGCUGGAGAAGAGAGAAAAGAAAAUAACAUAUUAACAUGUAUUUUUCAAAGAGCAAAGAAAAUAAGAUCAUGAAGUUUUAUUUGAUAUUUUUUCCAGCAGAUAUUUUGACUAAUAGUAUCACACCCUACUGACAUACACUCCCUACGUGCACUCACACUAGCUGUGAUAUACACUAAUCCAAUACGGGAGGUAUAUUUGAAUUGAUGGCAGUAAACAGGGUCAGCAGGUGAAGGGCAUAGUGAAUAAUCAUAGUAUGAAUAUCAAAUCCACAAAAUAAUUAAAUGGGCAUUAGCCAGUCUGGCGAAGGCCUUGUAAUAUGACAAGUUGAGAGAAUCUUUCAUUGCUCGUAUUGUAGUGUUUGCAUACCGGAGUAAAGACAACAAUACAUUUAUUAAAAAAAAAAUACUGACCAUACAACAUUUCUCACCCUUUAUCACCAGAAUAAUCAAUAGAAUAAUUGUUCUGAAUAGCCCUAAUCUUAAUAAAGAUCAUAAAACAUGCAAAUGUGAUGGUGAGGAGUCAUCCAGCAAUAUCUUCAACUUUUUUUCAAAUGUAAAGAAGUGGAAUUAGCUCUUGUGUUUUCUCAACAAGCGUUUUUUAAGGCAAAGGUUGUAGGUGGUUUUGGAUUGCAAACACGGAUGCACACACCACACUCCCCUUGUGUUUUACUUUUCUUAGCAAAGGGGCAAAUCCAGAUUACAGAGCUUGUGUAAGAGGAGGGGAUCACAGGAGCUUUAGGAAAAGGGGGGGAAGGUGUUGUAAUUUACUGACAGUAAGAUGUAGAAAAUUUCAAUUUUCUGUAAGGAUGUAAAUGCACAAAUGAAAACUGUCUUGAGAUUGAGUGAUGUAUUUUACACUGUGGCUUUUCAUUCCGCAGGACAGACAGUAACAAUAAAAUUCAGUGGAUUAUUACUUGAGAUGACAACCAUUGGAGGGGUUAAUAGGACAAACAUUGCAGGUGGAUUUCAUUAUGCACUCUGAAAUCUCCACGCAAUCCAUGUCUUGCAAUAUUCAGAGUCCUCUAGUCCACACAGAGACAGCCGGUCUCAGUGAUCACAAAUUUAGGAGAGUAGUGCAGUGACAACAAGAAUACCGAGGCAUCAAGGACAUUUCAGUAUGAGUUGGGCAGCAGUUGUUUGGUGGCUCUGCUGCAGGCAUGGGGCCUGGAGGAUUAGUGUCCAAUCAGAGUGGAUUUGAUGUUUACUGACAGCACAUGGGACUUAGCAGAGAGAACUGUAUUUCAUUUGUAUUCAAUGGAGCAGUGUGCCCGACCUCCCCUCCCCGCGCUGUGAAUCUGGCAAACUGUAAAACUGAAACCUGUUGACGACAGUACAUCACCAGCAGCUCCAGGUAGGUGACUUUUCAUGCAAGGGUAAAGGGUUUGUGGGAGGACUCUUUUCGUAGGCAUCAUCAUCAUCACCAUAAUCAUCAUCAUCAACAUCAUCAUCUCCAGAUCCGCUUGAAUCUGGUUCACAUGACGUCACAGUGGGAAGUGGAAUUAAACAGGCUUUAUUUGGAUGUAAUCCUUCAUAGCAAUCGGCAGAGCGAGUAAAACGUCCCAGAGAAGGAGGGAGAUAAACCCUGCUGGAUUAGUACAAGCCCCAGCCCAUCCCAACCUAUAACCCAACCUAUCCCCCUCUUCCGUUUUUUUUAUCUUUUUUUUUUUUCAUGUUCGGUGGCCAACUCAAGCAUGCACCCUGUUACUAUGUCUCUCAUGGAGUAGCUGUGCGUUCUCUGCGGUAUCCAGUGUUUGUGUGGUUUGGUGUGAUGUGUUUGUGUGUGGUGUCCUUUUACCUCACACACAACAAGCCAGCAUGACCAGAGAUUAAUUAUUCAAGGACCACAGCCAAAGGAGGAGUCACCCGAUAGUACGGACUUACAAUAUUACAACCUGAUAUCAGGUGAAACGGUAGACCCUGCUUCAUCUUCUUUUCUGCCUGUUCUCCUCCUCUCUCUCUCACCUUCGCAGCUAGAAAACUUGAAAGCAAACUUAAUAAGACCUUUAAACAGAGGAUCUCUUUUUGGUUUGUGCUUUUUUAUUCUUCUCUUAACGCUUUCUUUGGCUUUUUGCUUUUUUGCCAAUGCUCGUCCCCAACAAACAGUUGAGUCUCGGUCGCUCCCACAGUUGGGACACAUUAGGGGGGAAUGAAGGUCAGUGGGACAGGGCUGAGAGUGUCUACGAGCAGCAGGCAAGAGUAGCUGGCCGACGGAGCUCUCUGUCAUACGGAGAGGGAGGAGGGUGGUACGAGCCUCCACCAGGAGUACAGCACCCUGAACUGGAUUUAAAACGUGACCCAUAUUCCUAUCAAGACUCUCUUUACGGACAGGUUUACGCAGAGCGGCACGACCCACGGGCGCUGAGAAAGAGCUCUGUCCCUGAUCUAAACCACUACGAACGUGCAUCCAUGGCUCACCGAGGAUCCAUUCCUCAUCCGGACUACUACACCCAUGACCAAGCCAUGACUCCUCGUGCACCCGAGGGAUUUUACCGGCAAGAGCAGCAGCCCUCACCGUCUCAUCCUCAUCCACUGAGCAGGUCGGGUUCUCGUUUUGGGAUGACACCGGGGGCUCGUGCUGUGUGGGAUCAAGGUCAAGGAGGGAGAGCUGGACCUCAAGGUCCCUCAUCACCUCUACCUGCUCCACCUCCUCCGGCUCAUGAACUGAGUCGGGCUUACAGGGAACCUGGUGCUGUAGCUGCUGCCAAAAUGACUCCAGAUGGUCAACAGCGGAUUCCCUCCCGAGAUCCGUCUCCUGCUCAUUACAGUGUGGAACAUGCAUCUCCCCGGUAUGCUGCUGAGCCUCCACCUCUGACUGGUCAGUCUGUCUAUACUGAUGUCAAUGGUCGCCCAGUGGAUCCUCAACAACAGGCUGCUACCUGUCUGGUAGUAGAUCCUGCCAGUCAAGGUAUAAUAAUGAGGCAAGAGACGGCCUCACCCUACACUGUGCAACAGCAGCAACAGUUACAGCAACAACAACAAAUACAGCAGCAACAAUUACAACAGCAGCAGCUGCAGCAGCAACAAUUGCAACAGCAGCAACUUCAGCAGCAGCAAUUGCAACAGCAGCAGCAGAUGCAGCAACAGCAAAUACAACAGCAGCAGCUUCAGCAGCAGUUGCAGCAGCAACAGCUUCAGCAGCAGCAAAUCCAGCAGCAACAGAUACAACAACAGCAACUACAGCAACACCAGAUGCAGCAAGAUCAGUUGCAACAACAAUUGCAAAUGCAACAACCUCCACCAGUUCUGCCAGUCGCUGAUCCUAACCUGGCAGUGGCAGCUCCGCUUCCUGCACCACCUGCUCCAGUGCAGACCACAGCAAUUGUCGCAGCUGCUCCUGUACCAGUGCAGGCCCCAACUUCCCUCCCUCCUCCCCCAGUUACACCACUUCCUGCUGCUCUUCCUGCUCCUCCCCCAACAGCCCCACAGACACCAUUGCCUAUAGACCCCAAGAAGACAGUUGAUCCUGAGUUUCUUGCUUUGCUGCGAAAUGAGGGCCUCUCUGAGAGCACCAUCUCCUCAGUUAUCCAGCAGGGUUUUGACUCCACUAGCAUGCUGGCUGUAAUGGAAGAAAAUGAUGUUCGCACCGUUGCCCCAAAUCUUGGCCAAGCUCGUGUGCUGUCUCGCUUGGUCCAUAACUGCAAACGGCCUGUUGAAGCUACGCCAGCCCCAUCCCAACCUCAAACACCCAUGCGAGGCCGCUCUAAUAGCUUUAGCCAUCGUUCAGAUGUCUACCAUCAGCAGCAGCCAUCACACCAUCCAACACACCCUCCACAGGCUUUGACCGUGGACCCCCAAAUGAUGCACCCACAGACCCCUGGGGCCAUGCAGACCAUCUCCCCAAGAAUGGGGGAGGCAAUGGGUAGACGGCCAAGCAGUGCUCCUUCACAGCACCUCCUGGAAGCCACUGGAGCAUACCCAGGCCAACCACCUCGCUCCCCAGGGCCAUAUGCUGGAGCCAUUGUGCCUGUUCAACAAAGACCCAUGUCUGCCUACUCAUCUGGAAUGGCAAUGCCAGGGAUGCCCAUGCAGGGUAUGCAGAUAAUGCCACAGCAGAUGACUGGGUCAAUGCCUGCCAUACCAGGGUCCAUGCACCCCAUGCCAGGUAUGCCACAGCAGAUGCCUGUGUCCAUGCCAGCGUUGCAACAGCCACCCCAACAGGUACCGAAAGCUUACUCUACCAACUACACAGUGCCCAUGGAGCUGAUGAAGAGGGACAGGAAUUUACUGCCGUUGUCACCCAUGCACAGCCCUCACCCGAGUCCUCAGCUGAUACGUAAGAGUGGGGGACCUGCACCUGACAACACCCUUGUCCCUAUAGGACCACCUGGCCCCAGUCAAAGCGCCCUGGUUGCAAACCAGAAGCUGAGCCGACGCACAGGUCCGCCUGUCAUUGUGUCCACUAUGGCAUCUCCAGAUACAAGUAAAUCAUUUUUAUUCUCCUCAUAUUCUCAUGAUCUGUUUUUGUCAGAUUUCUUGAUACGUUUGCUCUUCCUUUUUCUUGGCUGUCUUACAUGUUUUUUAAAAGAUAACAGAGAGGAUUUGGGCUGCUGCAUUUUUGGCAUUCUUGUUGAAAGACACCAUUUUUUUUCUCUGCUUUCAUUUAGUUGACAAGCUCCACAAAGCAGUGCUGCUUAGUUUUGUGGAAUCACAUCACCUCUUCACAAUUUGCGUGACAUUUCUUUAUUGGAAACAACUUCAGUUAAAAUGGUUGCAGUCCUGUCUUUAAAAAAACAACACAAAUAGAUUGGCCUUUUAUUAUGAUGGAUGAUUUGUAUUUGCAGAGCGUCUGUGUCAAGAUAAAAGUGUUUUGUCACUGUGGUCAGUAAAAAAAUCAUUCAGCAGAGUGGUAUGUGUGAUAUAUAUGUGGCUGUAUGUUGUCACUGAUGUUUGAUGCAACAUGCAGAACCUCAAGAAGGUCGAUAAUGAUAAAGUUUUACUUUAAAUUGUCUUACCUUCCUGGUCAGAGCUGCUAUUGUGUUUGCUAUUCUGUGGUUGUUCUGAUUACAUCAACAAUAGAUAAAUGAUGCCUAUUCUCUUCUUAUCUAGGCCAGUGGAACGAAACCCAAAUGCUGCAGCCGAUUGCUUUUUCAGAUCUGUAUUAGGGAUUAGAUUAAACCAGUAAAAGAAUAACUUUCCAAACCUGUCCUACUUUUGGAUUCUGCUUUUGAUCCUUAAAUUAUACUUGUAUCCAUUCCUUGUCUGCUUAUGAGAGCCAGAUUCAUAAGAAUCCCAAACACUUGGUGUGAAGUCUUUUAUUAUUUUAGUAAUAUCACAUGCUUUCUCUUGUCAGAAUGACACAUUACCCCAUUAAACACAGCACAAAACGUCAUUGAAGAGGUGCAGUAUUGAGGCUUUGGGGGGAACAGCUGUCUGCACCGUUUCCUAAAACCCUUUAUAGUUUAACAACUUGACACGGUCUUCCUGUAUCAGUUUAUCAGUCGUAGGAUUCUUGUUUGAACAGUUCACAUUAAGACUGAUGUGACCAAAAAAAGCCUGACAUUGUGUGCAGUACUGCUUGGAACAUGAGGUGCCCAGGCGUGAAUGUGUAUUGCAGUGCUUUGAAUCUGUGCACAAUAUGCAUGAUUGCCCUUGCAAGUAGUUUUUUCCCCCAUCAAGCUGUUAUUGGCUGUUUGUUACAUCUUUUAGUAAAUGAUGGGAGCCAAGCCUAAGGUGUUUGCCACUUUUCUAAAUCAUAAUCUGCUCCAGCUAUAAAGCAUUCAUAAAUGUGCGUAAUGGUGAUUGCAGCAUUGUACGUAGCUCUUUCUUCUUUUGUCACUGUUAGCGCAGCUGCUUUUAAUGAAGUCCUCUCUGUUUUGCCACGCACCAUCUCCCCUCAGCCCCUCAGCCCCUGUUGUUGUAAACAUGGAUGUCUUAUUGCAUUAUGAUAAUAAGGGUGCAUCAGAGUUGCCGGGAAAGGCCUCACAGCAACUCAGGCUGCAUGUGAUACAGCAAGGUGGACCGCUGACCUGCAUUAAAUAGCAAUGAGAGGAGUGUAGUUGUCCUUUGAACAGGUUUUCUCACCAGGUUAGGAUACAUUUAAGGUGGUGUAUGAAUGAUUUAAGGAUAUUGAUUUGAUGAAUGUUGAAUGUCCGAGUUUGUAAACUGAAUGUGAUGAAUUUUGAUUUGUGUCCUAGAGUCAUACUUAUGUUCCUCAUCAAAAUGAAAUGGAUUCAGUCAGUGUAGCUUGUUGUAUAAUCACGUAAAUCAAUGAGGAAUGUAAGACUCCAGUUUAGUUCAGCGUAAUUAAAGCUGCCACAUAACAUUACUUACUUUCUUUUGAAACCUUGACCUGAGUCUCAGAAACAAAGUUACCUGCUCACCGCAGACUGACUAGCAGAAUCACUGGACAGAUAAAAUGGAAUUAUAGUGCUGAUGGCUGACGUGUGAUUGUGUCAUUUUCUCUGUGCAGGUUGUAAUGGGGAAGGGGGGGUUGAUAAUCCAUCAGAUCCUCCGUUUCCACUUAUGCACUAAUCCACAGUUAUUCUCAUUCUGUCCAGACCAGCCUCCAUGCUUUCUGCAAGCCUCUAAAACUACCAGUAGGUCGAAAUAGACUUCAAUGGCAGUGUCGCAGACUGAAAACAAAUGAGCUUGGGAGGCAUUUUUGUUGUCUCUAUAAUUUUUAGACCCAAGAGAGCAGACAGUAAAAGAUCCCCAUUGCUUGGCUGUCAAAACACACUGCUGCUCUAAGCGAACAUACACACACACUCACACAAAAGCUUUGGAAAAGAUUUGCCACAUACACAAGCAUCACAAUGUUGGUACAUACACACAGUCAGCAGAGUAGACCUUAUUUGCAUGAGGCUGACAUUUGUUGCUUAGGUAAUUUCAUCUGUUAAUGGACACAGGCGCAAAGCUGCUCUGAAAGCAUAUUCCUAAAUUGUAUGUUGCUAGGCAACGUGGGUUUUGGUAAUGGUAGGCAGAUUUGCUUGUGGUUAAAGGGUCAGCCCAUUGUCAGAAAACACAGCAAAUUAACAUGCUCGCUCUUUUUAACAAAUGCUCGGCUAAUCUAAUACAUCUGGAAGACAGUAUUACAUAUCCUUUCACUUACAUCAAUGUGCAGUUAAUAAAGUCAGGUGGCCUUUAUUCAAGAAGAGAUUUGGGCAUGUUACCCCAAAUUUCACAUUGAUGUUUUGUCAGAUAGACAAAUAAUAUUGUCACAGCAGCAAAUCCUUUAAAUCCAAUUACUUUUGAGCUUAGAAAUUGUCUGACAACCCUGGAGAAUUCAUUAGCUACAUCUGUGAGUAAAUUUAGUUUCUAGCGCAACAUAGUAUUUGAUUUUUCAUGGAAUACCCUUGAGCAAGACCCCGCCUUUACAUGACUAACUAGGACUCACUUCCCAUCCCCCACACCGGCAUAGUCACCCUGGAUGGUAUUGCCAGAUCUCCACUAUUUUACCUCCACCCCGCAGAGAAGGCUCUAAGCUUCCAUUCGUGGACUCUUGCCAGGCGACGUGAUGCCAGCUAAGGUCAGUUUUUACCCUGCGUGACACACUAGCCGCAAUUUCCUUUCCAGCUAUAAGUCUGGCGUGAUGAUGGGGGUGGGUUAUGCCAUAUUAGUUCUGGAGAUAGCAGAUUAUGUAUUAACGGGCCCAGGUCAAAGCUACAGGCAGUUGUUACAUUGAGUGAAGGAUUAAGGAGGAGAGAGAGAAAGAGAGAGGGGGGUGGGGGGAAACAUAGUCCUACUACUGAUGGAUGAUGAUUGCUGCUUUCUAUGGGGGGGAGGGGAAACGUGGUGUUUGCAGCUGUCAGUCAACCUUGGACUGUCCAUGGACGUGACACAAGCAGCGGGUGUUGCAUCCUAGACUUUGACGGUCAAACUUUGGCCGCAAUCUGGGAUGUCUGCUGAAAAUUGCCCUUUGUUGUGCCAGUUGUCACACACACAGAGGUACAUAUAUCAUUUCCCUCUGACCUGAAAGGAUCUACAUUGUGCCACGACCCAGAGUUAUCCAGCCAUAGGAUUAAAUUAUGAUGUUAUCAGAGCAACAAGCAAUAAACAUGAACAUAAAAUGAACUGUGCCUUUGGAUGUUUUAAGCCUCUGAUGUUUCAAGCUGUAAAACACCUUUCUGGAAGCUAAAUUAAUUUCGUGCAUGAGAGUAAUGAUCGCCUAGUAUUUGGAGGACUUUCAAGGCCUGGAUGAAUAUGAAACUCUCUUUGUUAAAUCCCCUGUGCAAAAUAUGAGCAACUAUGUUGGAAAUAGUUAGAGGCGGUAAAAAUAACUUUCUGUCUCUGAGUCUAAGAAUUACAGCUUCAAGAGGCCUGACAAUGUUCUGAGCAGUUUUAAUCAACUGAAAUCCUUAAGCAAUGUCAAAUGAAUUUAAGAACUGUAGUACGGGUUUGUGCACAGGAACAAUAAUACACCAUUUGUUUUAAUUUUCCUCAACUCUGAUAGGUGCAUUUGUCCCAUUUAUUUACCCUGUACUUGGUGUGGUUUGGCAGUGAAUCUUGGAAAUGUAGAUGAAACUUCCAAAGCCAGCUCAUCUGAACACACCACAAAUAAAUGCUUCUUGUGUGUGUGUGUGUGUGUGUGUGUGUGUGUGUGUGUGUGUGCGCACGUUAGGGCUGUACAUUAUACCAGUGUUCCACUGCAAUUGCGAUGUAUGCAUGCAAAAAAGUCAGGAUAGACAGGAUGUCCGAUGUCCAGUUACUUCGGAAGUCAGAUGUCAGAGCUGGGAAUGACUUUACACCCAAGUUGACGCCAUUUCAGUAAACAAGUUAGAAAACCAAGAUGGACGCCUACUGUUAGCCAUUGUUAACUGUUGAUAACAAUUGUCAGCUGUCGUUAGCUAUUGUCAGUUGUUGUUAGUUGUUGUUAGCUCUACCAGUUGUAAACAACGCAUAACACAGUAUUUUACUCUUACAAACACCAUAGCACCGUGUUCACAGUUAGACGUUGGGCAGUACAACAUAUACCACUUAUUUUAUUUUACAAAAACAUAUACAGGAGUGCUAAUAAAUAAAACAUUACGUGAGCUUUCACUGUUACUGUUUAGUGUCGAUGCACAUGCCAACUUGGAUUGUGACGUUGUCGUCAAGUCGGGGUUGGUGUGGGUUGUCCGACUUUCUGAGUUGAAAAAUCCGACUUCAGGGGGGCAUUCCAGAUGAAUUUUCGACUCGGAGCUCGGAAAUUCCGACUUCCAAGUGCAACUUGAAUGCAGCAUAUGAUCUGAAACACAUUGUCACCAGUUUUUUGUUUCCCUAAACAGUCUACAGAAAGUCCGCCUGAUAUCCCUUGAUUGCAGGCCCUCACUUGACUGCUGAACAUGCAGUGUAUGUAUCUGUGUGUCACAUGACUGCAAAAAUUAAUAUACAUACAGUGCUGUUACAGGUACAGUCGCAGUCAGACCAGCAAGACCGAUUUCUAGUGUUGUUACAGUGCCGGCUCGCUCAGGUGCUUGUUGACGUUGAGGGCACACAGACAGACUGGGAAUAAGACCAUGGUGUGUAUACUUGAAACAAGUGCACUUGUAGCGCACGUAUAGUGUAGAUGUACAGUACAUAUCCAAAAGGAAAUAUUGCAAUAUGUUUUUUACCCAACAUUGUGCAGCCCUAAUGCAUGUGCAAUCUUCUGUUGGCACAUGUGGUGGCUAUUGGGUCCCAGUGCAAGAGGAAGAUGAUUAUGACGAGUAAAUAACAGGUCUGGUCUCUUGUUUUCUUCUCAUCUUGUUUUAUUUUUCCAUGCGUAAAUUGAUAACAGUCCCUCUGUCUCUCUUUGUUGAAACUUCUUGGUAGGAAAUGGUUUGACUUUGACACUCUCCUAACUCAAGAGAGUUGGAGUGGGGGGAAAAAGAAAUCGGAGGUAAUGGGAGAAAUAUGUUUUUAAACAAACGUCAUACUUAGCUCAGCACAUUCAUUCAUGACUGUGGUUGUGGCUUACAGGGCCUGUCUGCAGGAAAAAGAAGGGAAUGAGGAAAGACGGGAGGUGAUAGGACUCAACCAAAGACAACAGAAAGAGAAGAUUUAACAAGAGAUACCAAGGAACAGCGUUUAAAGCACGCAGAGCUUUUUUGAAAGUAGAUUGACUGCGGUGGAAGCAGUUAUUAAGACUUGGAAAUGAAUUCAGUGGGAAAACAGGAGAUUACAUGAUGUUACACUAUCAUGGGAUGAUUGUAAUUACAUGCUCUAGUACUAAGAAAUAAGGAAAACAUUUAAAUUUACUUCAAUUCUACUAGGAAACUAUAAGAAGUCUUCAUGUGCUUUUUUGGAGCUUGUGUUCAUAGUUUUGUGAGCACAGGAAAUGGCAGACACAGUUUAGGACGUGGAUUCAGAGCUAUAGGGUUGUUGAGUCAGCAUUGGUCAUCAGCUUGUAUUACCGCCAGAAUACCUUGUUUUUUCAGCUAUGGUGGUGAUAUAUUCAUGGAUGUACUUUUCCUGAGUUGAGGUGUCCACUGAGUAAAAUACCGCACAGGUGUCAUCAAAUGGAAAAACUGGACCUCGGAGUGUGAGGUCUGACCGUGCCGGCAGAAAGCUCUUUGUGGUCAGUUUGCUGCAUCCUUUCAGACAUGACUUGAAGUGAUUUACUGCUGCCGGUGAGAGCAGAGAGGCAAGGGAAGGACAUACACAAGAGGUCACUCACUCAGAUAUUUACAGCUCAAAAAAAUACAGAGGAUAAAUUGAGAAGCUGAAAAACUCAGACUCAGACUCAGACUCAAAAAAGUCCUGCACUCCUUACAUUUCUCUCACCUUUCCCUUUUACCCACUUUUUCAUUUUAAACUUCUUUUUUUGUCUAUUUCUUCUGCCUUUUUGCCCCCCAUCAUUAAAUUGUCAUCCAUCCCUCUUCACCUUCCUUAUUUCCUUUUUAAUUUUCCUCAUCUCCUCCUCCUGUUUUCUUCUCUUAUUUAUCUUCCUCAUGUUUCAUUCUUCUCCUUUAGUCCCUUUUUCCUUUGUUCCUUUGUCUCUUUGUCUUAUCAUUUUCCUUUCCUGAUUUCAGUCCCUUUAUUUUCUUUUCUUUUAUUCCUCCAACUCGUUCCCUAUCCCCUUUGUUUUUUUACCUCUUCUCUUCAUUCUGUCUUACUCAUCCCUUGUUUUUUCUCUUUUAUUUUUACUUUUAUUUUGAUUUCUUUCCCUGUUCCAUCCUUUUCUUUUAUUCCCUUCCUUUCCUAAUCUUUUUCCUUCUCCUCUUUUCUCCCCCUGAUCUUGCUUUUUCUUUUUCUUUCUCUCUACCUUCCUUUCCUCCAACCAGGGAUUCACUCUGAAUUAUUCAUUUUGUGAAAAUGAAAUCUUCAAGAGCGUUAACCCAAAAUAAAGAAGAGGUAGGGCUGACCAUGUUCAGUAUGUCUGUGUGGAAGAGUGGGUAUGUGUGUGUGUUUGUAUGUUGUUGACCAGGCGUCGCAGACCUCAACACUUGGCCAGGCCGUCUUAACAAUGGGGGUGGAGAUAUGUUUAGAGGUGCAGAUGAAUCUCAUUUGCACUUGAGGAAAAUAUUAUACAUUUCUCAGCGGGCAUGUAGCGUGUGUUGAUGGAGGCUCACACACAAUGCUGUAAAUUGGAUUGUAUUUCACAGUGUUUGACAGUGUUUUUAGUGUCACAAAGGAAAGACCAUUUUUAUGUAUGUUGGUCUUCAUGAGUGUGAUUCUAGAUAUAUAUUUGUUUUUGAGACUCACAUUUCUGAACUGACAGAGCUUCAAGAAGCCCCACUCCUGACUGUGUGUGUGAGUGUGUUCACUGUAUAUUUGUUCAUAUCAGGAGAAAGGAAGAGUGAUUGUAAUAAGACAUUGUAUAAGUAUUGUUUUUUUUUCUUUAUGUAUUUAUAAGGGAUGCUUCUAAGUAACUGAUUCCAUUGUCACUGACUAAAUAAAAUGGAAAAAAAGUUAAAAAUUAGCUUUUUAUCAGAAUAAUUGGAUUACAGAGUCAAAUAGGUUUGCAGAGUAUGUCUUAAAUUAGAUUGCACCAUCAGCCUUUGGAUAACAUCCACAUGACUAUGCUAGUUAAAUUGUUUUGAUGAAGUGGUCAUGUGCCAGUUUGACAAAACACAGUCUACGUAAAACUUUAUCUUUAUUUUGCAGAUCCAAAUACUGCCGAACUUUGCUGAAGUAGCAUCAUGUGUCUAGUUCUGUCUUGUGUUCUGUCGCAGGGCUGCAUUAGAGUUUAGACAAAACUUAUAACCUGCAUUAUGGGCCGUUGAUAAUAAAAAGUCUUGUAUUUGUCAUUUGGAUGAUUAUUUCUUUCAGCCUUGUAUUUCACAGAUGAAAUAAACGAAUUAGGAAUGAGUCACGAAUAAUCAGCAUGUGGAUCGGCCCUGAAAAAAAUGGUCUAGCCCUAAUAAAAACGUUGACAUGUCUAACUGACUAGUAUUUCUGGUGGCCACACAUGAAGGCUGGGAUGUUACAUUAUUUAGUUGACUAAAUGUGUUUGUUCAGUGUUUUAUUCUUUAUUUAUUUGAGACAGACCACUGCCUGUAGUAUAAAGAUCAAGUCUCCUCUUUGAUAGGUGAAUUCCAGCUGGAAAGUCCCGUCUUUGUAUUUAAUUAGAAAAACAACAACACACAUGUGAAGUAUUUUAAUAUUUAAUACCUGUAAUGUUAAUCUUAUUCUAGUUUUCUAUUUUUUUUUCCAAAUGACUAGAAACAGACGUCCUCAUUUGGUCAGUGUAGCGUUUGAGUCCCCUGUUAGUAAUACAGAUAAGUAUAUGUGUGUGCUCAUAUUUCCCUACAUAUUUGUUCACUGUUUCACUCUCUAUGGAUGCCUGUUCACAUGUAAUCAGACUAAGCCUGAAGGAUACGUAGGGAGUGUAAGAAGCUGCCCCCCCCCCACCACCACCACCACCUUUAUCACCCAUGCUCUCUCUCUCUCUCUCUCUCUCUCUCUCUCUCUCUCUCUCUCUCCUGAACACAUCUUCACACACAUCCUCUUUACAUCUCUAUCUCUCUAAUCAGGCCACUUGGCUCAAGUCACAGAGAAAGAAAAGAGGUGGAGAGGGAGAACAAUGGUGCAAAAGAGGUGUAGUGAUGCACAGACGGGGCCCGAAUAGGAGAACAAGCAUUUAUGUGUAGAAAUCACAUCCCUUUAAAAAACUCAACAUCUGUCGUCCACCUGCAGCUGUGCCAUCUCUUUCUUCCUUUUUUCGUCACUCUUCCUCUCGUUUCGCCCCCCUCGCCACAAGCUCGUCCAGGCCUCAAUCAUUUGGCAGCAGCACGCGCUGUGGAUCACAGGAGGCAGAUGGGACGGUGAAUUUUAGAGGUCAAAUUAUACUGUAGGUCCUUUUCUCCCUCCAGUGCUCUUUUUAAUGAAUGAGGCUUUUUUACUCCGGGCCUGGUUUGAGGGCUCCGGUUACAUGUUGUAACCAGACCUCUUCAAUGGGGCCCUGUAAACUCUCCGUAUACUCAUAUAAGCUUACAGUAAAUACACACAGUACACUACAAAACACUAAGCGUGUUUUUUUAAUUUGAUUAAAAUCUUAACGCCAAUUCACAAUGUGGCUGAGUCAAAUACAACUUAUCUAUAUACCUAUUCAGUCCUGAAGUCAUCAGAUGGUUGCAACAAACAGUCUCUGAUUAUUGAUGAUCAUCUCAUUUAUUUGCCUCUCUAUGAUUAAUCUAUUAUUUUUCCUUUAACAUCCAGAGUUGGCUUUUUCAGGUCUUAUAUCUUGUCUAACUAACAACUCAAACACGUAGACUUUCAGUUCACUUGGAUGCAAGGCAUAAAAAAAGAUGCACAUCUUUAAUUUAAUUGGCAUAAAAAAUCAAAAGUUUGAAGCUUUGCUGUUUGAAAACUUUCAAACAUGAUUUUACAGUCCUGACAGCAGCUGCAUACAUAUUCCUGCCAGUGUACUUAUUAGCGGCUAAUUAUUUCACCUCUGAAAAACAAAAACAUAGCACUGUUACCAGCAGAUGGCUCAUUCUCAGUACACCGUCGACAAUAGUGCUGUUGUGUCUGGGUUUGUUGCCCUGACAGCCUGGGCAGACGACUUAACCUUAUUAUGAAAAUCCUUUUUAAGGGGUCUGUCCGAGUCAAACAGCCUCAGCCCUGACAGACUAGUGUGGUAGUAAACAGGCUAAUCUGUCAGAAAUCUGCCGGCCUUUAAAUCUCUACAUGAACUCUUGCUUGUGUCGGCAAGUUCACACAAAACCCCCACCAUCAUUUGUAUUAAACACAUCUCAGAAGACUGAAUUUAUCACGGAAAAUAACAAUAAAAUAUAUUGAUUCUGUUAAUAAACAAAUGCAGGGCGACUCUCAACGUGAUACAUAAAGCAACUUUGCAUUAAGGGAUAAAUUGCAGGAUAGCUAUAUAGCUCCAUCAGGAUACCUGAUUAAGGGGAUACUCCAGCAUAAAAUUAAGUAAGGGUCAAACACACCAUAACACCGAGUUAGACACCCCCUCCAGGGAUGAAUGUUGCCGACCGCUUGCUUCUCUAGUAAUACCAACUUUAGUAACGACCGCACAAUAGCAAUACACAGCGGUCUAUGUCUCCACGUGCAAACCUCAAUGAAAACGCCACUCUAUAGCCACAAAUAAUGUUCAGAAUAGCUUUGCACUUCAUCAGCAGUACAUACAGGGUCCCAGCCAUAGCACUAGCCACCAAACAUCUUUUUCGCUUUGCGUGGUUCCCUAAACAAAGAGACCAAACACAACUCAACCACUCUCCUCCAGCAGCCCCUUGUUUGUGGAGGAGACCCAUCGAGUCGAUCACCGAGUGCAGCAGAUUAUCUCCAAGUAGCAAUAAUCAUCAUAACCAUUUUGCACUGCAGGCAUGGUAGUUCUUCUGCCUUAGCGUCUUGGUCUGAUUGCAUUUCCUUGAAGAAAUUAAUGUUCUUCCUUGAGCUGCGAAAGUCCACUGCACUCAGUGAUCGACUCGUCAGGGGUCCCCCCACAAACAAGCAGCUGCUGGAGGAGAGUGGGUGAGUUGUGUUUGGUGUUUUGCUAAAGUAUGAUGUUAUGAUGUGAAAUUGGUAUUUUGUCUCAACCUAAUAAACAUGCUUUUGUGACUCUUUGAUCAGAGAUGAACAGAUUAAGUGGCUUCAUAUCAGCAUCAUUAUGCGACAUCUUUCCUCCUAUCACCAAUGGCAGAAAAUUAAAUCUAAAACAGUCCUUUGCUCGUGUUGAAUAUAAAUUAUGUUUAAAAUGAUACGGUUAAACACUACAACUGUAAGACGUAUUGGCCUUGCUCUGAAAACUUCAGCAUAACUCAACGUAUGUCCUGUUCAUCAACUCAUUACAAACCCAUAUUACAUAAGUUACUGCCAACGAUAACCAUGGGUACUUCAUUUUAAUGUGCUUGGAAUAGUGAUCGUAAACAUGAUGUUAUUUUUUGUGCUUUGAUAUAACCCAAAUAUUUACCAAGUUUUGUUUUUCUUAAUGAUUUUGGAUAGCUUGAUCCAAAUCCAAAAGUCCCUUUGUGGCAAUAUUCACUGAGCUAGAUAUUUUUUAGUAAAAUAUUCACCCAAGUGGCUGGCUUGUUGUCAGAAUAUCAGUAUCAGCUGUUGAAAAACUGAUAUCAGUGCACCACUAAUUUUAAUGCAGUCUGAUCAAAAAUAACUAUCUAACUAUCUGCUAUCCUCUGAUUAUUUGCUGCCUGUUCAGUGCUGAAAAAACAGUUUUUUCGAUCUAUUUGGACAUAUUUGCAAACAGGUAUUGUGUAAGACAUAAACCCUAACUUUAUGACAAGUCUGUAACAUAGUUCUGCUGUAAUCAUGCCUUCUUACUUGAAGAUUGUCCAACCAAUGUUGCGACAUGUUCAUGCAUAAUUUCACAUUGCUUUUUGGCGUUUUAAACUUAGUGAUCCCCUUUUGCCUCUGUAACCCCUGCUAAUACUUCAAGUGCUGACACAGCGGUGAGGUAACACGCCUCUGUCGCAUUUGUAUUUGAGGAGACAAUUGUGGAUAUUAUACCUAAAGGGAACUGUGAAAGGGCUUGAAAGAACAGCAGACAGUUUUUUUAGUGAGAGGAAAAGCGGAGUUGUAUGCGCAAAUAUUUGUCUUUCACACUUUUACAGUAUUUAAGAAUGUAAUUACACUUUUACACAAUUACACUUCAAAUACGUGUGACUUGGUUCUUUGUGCAAGCGUGACAAGUAUCAAUGUUCCCUUGUUGAAUCCCCAAAAUGAGCCACUCAACAGCACCCUGAUCAACACAAACCAAUCAACUCAUGCUCACGUUUAAAGAGCGAGGAUCGAAAUCACAAACUGGAAUCGUGAAUAGAGAGUUUUUGAGCGAGAGAGUGAGACUGAGAAGAGGGGGGGGCCGGAGAAAGAGAAAAGGGCUGGCACUCUUGAAGAACCGUGAGGGCCAGAUCACAAAUAAUAAAACAGAAAAAGGCAGCGAUGGAUGGAGGAAGGGGGAGGGGAAAAAAAAGAGGGAGGAAAAUAUGUUGAGUGAAGGGGAAGGUCGGAGAGAAUGGGAGUCGAACAUGUGCCAGCAGCGCUGCACCUCUCGCUGUGACUGGUGCUCUUCAAGGAUCUUUCCUCUCCCUCCCUCUUUCGUCUCUUUUAUUUACCUCCCUCUUUUCCUUUCUCCUGCGUAGCUGCAGCUAGUCUUUUUUUCCCGUCUUUCCCAUUUUUCUUUCCCCCCACCCCUUCCUCUCUCUUUCCCUCUCACUCUCUCUCUCUCUGUCUCUCUGUCUUUCUGUGACUUGCAACAAAAGGCUGACGGAGUGAGCCUGACGUCUGAAUGAAUCGCCCAAACCUGCCGUGAAGGGAGAGAAGAGGGUGACGGAGGGAGCGCGGAAGGAGAGAAGAUACAAGUGAUCUGGCUUGAGAGGCGGAAAAAAAAAGAAGAGCGCGCACAAGAAGAGUAGAGAUCCUUUUUUUUUUACCUCCCCUUCUUUGGAGAUUAAAGGAGUUGAAGGCAUUGCGUUGACCGUGCUGAGGGGGGGCAGUGACGAUCGUACUUCUCGCUGCUGUCCUCCCCUUCACCCACUGCCCUCCUGUGCCACCUUCCAUUUUCCCCCUCUUCCAUCAGAGUAUCAGUCAUCUGAAAAAAAAAGAAAAGAAAAAUGGAGGUUUUAGGGGUGAGGUGACGAAGGAGGACAGAUUUGGAAAUAAGAAGUGUUGGAGAGUGAGAGCAAGCGGGAGCGAGGGAGACUCUCUCCACAUCCCAAAGCCACUUCUUCUUCUUCUUUUUAAUUUUUUCGUGAAAAUCUCUCUGCUAUAUUUCCUCUGUCAUGUGCUGCUCCUGAUUUGAAGAAUGUGGAGACAACAUUUCCCAGGCAAGGAGCAUGCUUCGCACCGUCUUAUGCAUACGUGUUCGUCUCUCUGCAUGAAUUCAUCAAGGGUCGUAAUAAAAACUGUGCUGUGUGUUUGAUGGUGAUGGGUUGGGGGGUAGGGGAGAGGAGUCGGGGGGUUGGGAGUUGGAUUUGGCUUUAAGGCUAAUGAGCCUCUUAUGUUUUUGCAAUGGAGUGUGUCAUGAAAACAGUGUGUGUGCGCACGAGGGGCGAGCGCCCAUGUGAGUGCAUGUGUCAGUGUUUCCUCGUUCGGCGGUUAGAAAACCACGGAGCUGUGCUGCACAGUAGAAGGAGGAAGCUGAGAGCGGAGUGGUUGACAUUUGAAGGGUCAGAGGUCACUGGAACAUCAGCAUUGAGUGGCUGUGUGUGAGAUUGUUAAUGGUUGUUGUUGCAUGUUAAUGCUGUGUGUUACAGAGUGUGUAUCAGGCACUAAAUCUGGGUGUAGAGAUGUAGUUGAGGUUUGUUAUUUCAGAUUUUUUAUCUCAAAUAUACAUAAAUCUGCAGAUAUUUGGGUGAAAAUUGCUCAGACAGUGUGAUUUGGAUGAAAAACACUCGAGAAUAAUCAUAGUGGGAGUUGUAAUCAUAAUCAGAAACUAAUUUGCACUUUUUCUCAGAGCUGUCAAACCACAAAAUCACCUUAGGAAAAACCGCCAUCAAAGUUGUUUUUAUUUCAUAGCUGUAAGCAUAACUUUGUAGUCCAGCACAAGGCGAAACCUGCCAAAAGUCAUCAGCCAAGUUUACAAAAUCUGAUCAUUUUCCUGCAGGAUGAGAAUUUCUCUUUUUCACAGCUCUUACAUUUGGUGUUUAUGAUUUGUUACCAUCAGCUUGUGUAGAUGCUACAGAUUCCUUUUCUCCUGCUGUGUUUGGUGUGUACAUGCAACCAGCCGGCGCACACACACUCACUUGUCUGUGUAUCCAAGUGCAUGCGCGUGCACGUGUGUGUACUUGUGUGUGAAGUGAAAGCUGGGUCCGCUGUUCAUCAGCUCUGACAGCUGCUUUUGUCUCAGGACCCUGAUUGCUUUUAGGCCGUGCUGGCAAAGCACAAAAGACAACGUUUAAAGAGGAGCUGGUGAUGGAUGGAUGCUCCCCUCUCUCACUCUGUGUUGUAUUUACCGCUGACACCACCUGUGAUAUCUUUAUGUCAGCGUGUGUUUCCCCCACUCUCUUUCUUCCUAUCCCCCCGCCCUCCUACAUUUUAAUAUGUAAUUUCUCCCGUCUUUUCUUCUCUCUCAUCUCCACCCUCGCCCCCUUUUGGCUCGGUGUUUUGGUGGUGAUAAGUUUUGGAGGAGGGCAGGCGGUGGGAGGACAAACAAGGUCUUUGUGUGUCCACAUAGUGGAAUAAGAGACAGGCCGGGGUGGUGACGGUGUAGCCAGGCUCAGAUAGGGUCCGGUGGGGGCCCGGAGAAGGCAAGUCUGCCAAAGAAAAGAUUACACCUCCCCUGUUUUUCUACAGAUGCCAGGGGAUCGUAAACAUACUGGAGAAAGUAGACACUCCCAAGAAUGAAGGCGCCGGAUCCUUAUUAACGUGCAUGUACGGUGAAACAUAGUUCUUUAUAUGAGGGGCAUGGAAGUGGACGGACUAAAAGAGCACUGGCAUUGAGAGCUGUGAAUGCCCUUGGACAUUUUAUUUAACACAAUAUUCCUGAUAAUCACUGAUCAUUACUGGCUAUCAUCUGUGGGUGUGUGUGAAGAUGAGUGCAGCCAAAUCUCUGCAUGUGUGUGUGUGUGUGUUCACAAUAAAUUCAGGGUUCAUUGCGUUCACGAUAUGAGCACUCGCAGAAAGCACAUUGCAAAAGUAUGAAUUUAUCCCAAUAAACGAGAAGCAGGACUUUUUUAUUCUUAGAAAUAAAGGCAUUGCUUUCUCUCCCACCAUUAACACUCUCGCCCCAUUUUGGUGCAGUCAGAUAAACCCAAGCUGGCUGUUAGCCACCCUCAGAUUAAUUGAUGCCAAUUAAGUGGCGAAAAAAGCUUUUUGGAUUUACUCUGGAGUCAGGGGACAUGCGGCAAACGCAGGUGUUUUGUAAAACAUGGAAAGCAGGAGAUAAAACGUGUGAGUUAUAGCUAAUACGAACAAUUUAAUGUAUCACAUGGAACCCUGGCAUCGCACAUCACGCAUUUUUCCUCCGAUCAUUCAGGCCAAGUUUGAGUUUCCAGGUUGAGUGUCCAUGUGGGAUGUUGCCUUCUGGGGGCAAAUUGGAUGAAAUGAGGCUUUUCCUCUUCUCAUCUUUCUGACUCACUGUUGCACUUGCCACAAAAUCAUCAGCUCACACCCCCUCCUCCUUUUAACUCUCAGACCAUCCCAUCGCUGAGACCCCCCAGCUUGGGAGUUGCUAGGUAACCAGAACCAGCUGUUGGUCCUAAGCCCGUUGAGCCCAUCUUGGCUCUGCCUCAGCUGCAGUGUAGUAUUUUCUCUGAAAGUGCGCUGUGAACUCAGCGACCGCCGCUGUGGCCCUGACAUCAUCGUGCCAUGGAAAAUCUUCCUCACUUCCUUUUGUUUUUGCAGAUUUUUAUUGUUCCACUGCUGCGGGAACCGGCGUGGGAGCCCUGUCUGUGGCAUGUAUCACAUCAGUUUGAGUAAUUGAGCAGAAUUUCAUCACCUCGGGGAAAUGAGCAGAGGAAUAAUGAGUCAGUGGGUGGUGAGGGUUUUUCUAGAAGUUGUCACCUGAAAAUGUAGAGCGAGAUGACAAAGAUUAUAAAAGAGGGAGUAGAGUGACUGUCCUCCAUGAGGUGAGGAUGGUUAAGCAUCUCAGAGACAUGGGAUGGCGAAGUACACUGUGUCACUUUUCACAUGAGCGCAGGUCAGCUAAUGCAGUUCGGACCGUUUAACUUUUUACACAGUGAGUAAGAGCCUCGCAAACAAACCGCGAGCAAAUCCGAGGGGAGUGCGCUACCUUCCAAAUAAAACAGUCUCUGCAAACCAACAGAGACACAUCAGAGAUCCAUGAAACCACAAAACCAGAAACACAAUCUGUCAGAAAAUAGAGCCUGAGGAGUUAAGAUAACCAACGCAGUGAUAUUAAAUGUUAGUUUAAAGAAACCCACAGAUUUGAGCUAAGGUUUAUUUCUCUUAUUGAUUGUUUGCACUCUAUUUAGGAAAAGAUCCUUCUUCUUAAAUCUCUGACUCACAGCGCCUGGCAUGGGAUUUUUCGAGGCUGCUUUUCCAAGAUUGCCGCUUCCAAAUGAGCGAAUUACACAUCAGAUCGUACACACCAGCGAGAGACUUUUUUUCUCUAUGAGCUCCGUCUUUCUUUCCCUCUCAUGUUUGAAAAGAUUACUUCUGUUUCUGUUGUCCGAAUCCAAAAAGUUGUUUUAGUUUUAACAUCUGUAAUCCAUUUGUGGUUGAAAGUACACUCCUACCAGCUCUGCCAGAAGUUUUCAUACUUCCUGAAGAAUGAUUCAGUUAGUGAUUAGCAGUGGCUAAAGGAUGAUAUCAACUUUUUUGUCCCAUCAAGCUUCCCUUGAGGGGCAUAACAAAACAUGACCUCAGCUGUGUAUGUGUUGCCACACUGAACACAGAUCAGAUUUAGUUAGUCGAGCUGUUGGCGUCGCUCCUGUGUUUCUGGCUUUUAGACAAUGCUGGCCGCUGUUCUUUGAUAAAUACUUUGGGAACAACAACAGGAAAUUGACACAUGCAAUUUGCAUUUUUUAAUUCCAGAGACUACCAGCCAAAGUAUUUGGCCGUUAAUAUAAACUUUUUUCAGCCGUGUUGUUUCUGCUGCUCACUGAAGUUUACAUAACAGCGAGAAGGCUCUUAAAAAAUGCCUCUGCGGUGCAUUAAGAGUGGCUCUGGGUUGUUCUGUCUGGUACUGGGUGGGUCUCUGUGUUUGGACAAGGAGAGUUCUGGCUUUGAUGGGCCUGCAUGCUGGGUGGGGUGGCUGGCUAGCUGCUGCCAAACUCUCCAGGCUGGUACCGACCCAACUGGGGAGGGAGACAGAGGGGGGACGAGAGAGGGAGAGGUGAAUAUAAACAGAAAGAAAACAGCAAGACAAGAGUUUAGUAAAGAAAAGAAAAAUAACUUUAAAUUUUAAUGUUAAACCGACUUUUGAUUAUAUUUUUUCAGUUCACAACACUACAGGACAUCAGUGAUUAUACUUAGAUUAUCUGCAAAUUAAAUCCAUUUAGCAGAAAUGUGAUUGCUAUUAUAAUCACCUAUCAAUGCAAAAGCUCUAUACAGCAAAUUACAAUAACACAUGAUGAAUCUGCAGAUUAUUAACGCCUAACAAGUUAUUCCUUAUGAUACAAUAUAGUACAUUAUGAUAUGAUUUUAUACAGUAUAGUACAAAACAUUAUAUUUUGGUAGGAUAUGAUACAAAGCAAUACAUGACAUAUGAUGCAAUGCUGUGCAAAAUAGCAUGACACAAUAUAAUAUGGUAUGAUACAAUGCAUUUUCAUACUAUCUUGUUUGACACAUUGUGAUAUAUGUUAUUAUGUAAUCUGUAUGAUACAAUUAAAUGUGAUAUUGAUUUAUGACAAUGCAUUAUUACUUCAUUUUAUUCAGAUGUGGUAUGAUACAAUCAGAUGCAAUACUGUGUGAUCCAAGAUGGAAAUGAAACAAUAUGAUCUGGUAUGAUUUUGGGCUGACGUCAUAUACCAGUAACGACAGGAACUGUCUUAAAUGAAAUUUGACAUAAUCAUAUUGUGCUAAAAACAGGCAAACAAUGACAUAGAGUUCAUAGCUGAAGUUCUUAUGCUGCUCAUAGUUUAAAUUUCAAAAUAAAAGCAUAGUUUUAGAAGAUAAAUUUACCAAAGAAAUACAGAAAGUGUUUAGAAUUAAAGUAUGCCAAACAUUUUUUGUAUGAUGCAGUGUCUAAAGAGGUGACACAGCCAGUGAUGUGCAUAAAACAGAAAUCGAAGUUAACAUGUAGGUUAACUGUAUAUUUCAGUAAAAUAUGUGGACUUAUUAUAUUCAUGAGCAUAUGUUGCUGUGUUGUUUUAAAUAUGAAAUUCUUCAAAAAACAUUGCAAUAAUAUUGUUAUCAUGAUAUUUUAUAGUCAUGAUAACUAUGAGUUGAAUAUCUGAUAUUGUGACAGACCUUAUAUGAUACAAAAAUCUGCAUUGUUUUGUUAACUUGUAUGCUGUACAUAGUUUUCUGUCACCACAGCACACUGCCAGAAGAGCCUUUGUUACAUCUGUUAGUGUUAAAUAUCACAGUACUGCAUAAAGGACACUAGAUGUUGAAUCAUUGAAUCUGGAUCGAUGGAUAAAGACUCGACUCUGAUAUCCUUUUUGGGCUCUUUACCCGCUUGAAAAAUCCAUAACUUGUCAGCUAAAUGCACUCAAGGCUCUUGUGAGUGUAAUGGUUUGUUUUAUUAUGGUUUCAGAGUCGCUUUUUUCCUAGUCUUCUUCUCAUACAUCAUUUGAUAGAAAACGCUUCAUUUUGUGAAGUUAAUCAUCUGAAAUAGACCGACAUAAGGUAAGCAUUACUAGUUAUGUUAGUGCUUAGACAUUAGACGAGCAGAUGACUUGUUAUUGCAGUCCUCUGCAGCUGCAAGCUUAUUCAGAGUCUAUAAUAUUCCAUAAAGACCGAUAAACGCCCCGCGGCAAUCAGACAUAGACUCAAUACACAGUCAAUGUAAUUAACAUUGAGUUCAGAGAAGCCUGGAUUUUCAAAAUAAAACAUAAAAUAAAACUGUUCAUAUUGCAUCACUACCAGAACUGAUGAUUCGUGUCUGUGGUCACUUUAUCACUCUGUGCUUUUUAUCUAUUAACACAGGACAGAGGUUGUAGGGUUUAUUAACCGUCUGGCUGUUUUGGAGACUUAAGUGUAGGAAGUCGAGCACAAAAGACCUUGGAAAAUUUCCUGCUCACAUUCAGCAGAGCUUUUUUUUCUGAGCAUGUAAUUCAAUAUACUUUUAAGGAAUCAAGUGUGUUGGUGGCAAAGCUUCUUCUACCCACUGCUCAUCUAGAAAACGACGGAGGAAGUAAAAGAUUCCUCAGAGGACAAAGUGCACCUAGAUCUGAAAAUCCUACCCUCCAAAUUUGCCUUGAACACAGCAUCUGUAUCAGGAUUGAUAAUCCUCCGGAGACUGAUCUGCCCACAUUUACCGCCUGACUUAAACCAGCAGGAGAAAAUGUCAUGAAGUGUCCUUCUGAUGGCAUAAGAGUAGAGACUAAAGCCUCCAAACUCAUUAACUUUGAUGAGACAGUCAGUCCCUGAAGGGGCGCUGAGGAGAGGCUAUUACAGAGACUCAGUCAACAACACAUUUCUAUCAGAGUGUGUGUGUGUGUGUAUUUCUUUAUCAAUAAGCAGUAUGGUUUAUUUAUUAUUCAAAUAUUAACUUUAUUAAGAUAAGACACAAAAAAACACAUAGUUGCUCAUGUAUGAUAAACAUAUUGUCUUUGCAGUUUUUCUUUUCACCGAGGGGAGCUUCAGUCCUUAAUAAAACCAACCAGCUCCAACAAAUCACUGCCCAGGUAUCCGAGUCAUUAAGACCCUCAUUAAGAGGCUUGUUAGGCGUUAAUUAUCCGCAGAUUCAUCAUGUGUUAAAUGCGGUGCCGUUCUGCCUUAUUAGUCCAGGGAAAGGCUAAUAACCACCAGGAAAUAAUUAAUCAUCAGCAUUUUGACCUACUUCCUACAAGUGACGCUGCCUUUUCCACCAGCUGGAUCUUGUCUAAGUGUGUAUUGAGCGAGAGUGCGUCGGUCUGCGUCCAGUGUGUGUGUGUGUGAGUGUGUGUGCCCGUCUGAAAAGCAGUGUGUUUCCUCCGUGUGCCACUGUUGGAGAUGAUGGAAGUAGUUUCUUCCUCAGUCAGUCAGAGCUGUGAUAAUGAACUCUGCAGGAGUGUGAUGAGGGGGCACAGGGAGAGCUGAGGAGCCACAGGUGUGUUUGGCAGGCAGCCUGUCUCCUCUCCUCAUUGCUAGCAUACACUAAGCACACACACACACACACACACUUUUACACACAGUGAUUCCCCCAGUGAGAAUAAUGAACACUUUCAGCUUCUGCUAGAAAAAUGGAACAGAAAGAUCGGGGUCAUUUCUUCUUUUAACCUUUUUUUCUCUUUAUAUGCACCUUUGUUCUUUUCUCUUUUAACAUGCAGUUAAGGCUUUUUAAGGCUCCUCUUGUUAGAAAGAGAGCUGCAAUAAAGUAAUAUUGUUAAUAGCUGUCAUAAAAUAAAAUACAGCACACUUUUGUACACUGUGAUAGAGCAGCUCUUAAACUCCUACCUUAUAAAAUUGACAAAGAAAGAGAAAUAAAGCUACAUAUAACAGAUAAAGUUCGUAUAAAUUCAAAGAACGAUUUUAUUAGGACAAGUUUCGGGCAUGAAUUUAAAGAUCUUCAAAAUAUCUCUCUUAAAUUGAAGAGGUUUGGUCAAACUCCAAUAAGGUGGUUUACUACAUUUCCUUUGAUGCAGUCAAGACAAAACAAGUUUUCACUAGCAACAUGGUACCUUUCUGCUACGAGCAUAGUUGUACUCCAGUAAUGCGUAAAGUCAGUGUUCAAAAAGCUCUUCAAAGUCUUUGAAAGUAAAAAGAAUAACGUCUCUUUGUUCUGUCGAAGAGAAACCACUUCAGGGAUGAGACGGUCUAAGCACACUCAAGGUUUCCUCCAAACAUCACCAGACUGUUCUCCUGCUCUUCUCAUUCUCUCUCUCUCGGUGAGAGAUUAACUUCACUCCUUAAGUCAUCUUUGCUUGUCGAGAUAUUCUGCCGCACAUUCAGUUUCCUCUUGAGUUCAGCGGAACUCAGUGCUUCAGUUUUUUAAAAAGAUUUCCAACUGAAGUGAACUGAAUAAGAAGAAAUGUGAUUGAGGAAAUACCCCUGGUUAUCAGAUGAAUGAGUAAGAAACAUGAGUUAUCAAAUUAUGAAACCACGGCUCAUCUGCAAUUUUAGGUGGUUUCUUGUGAGCGGCUCUUUAUCCAACUGGUCAGAACAGAGGUUAGUGUGCUGUUAAUAAUACAAUGUCAAUAUACAGUUUGUCGACUGAAGUUAGGGGUGAAUUUUUUUGUAACUUUCAUGACUUAAUAUGCACCCAUUUCAGUCGUAUUUAGGGUUCCCAACCGUAUUGUAAAAAACUGGAUCCUACCGUAUUUGAAAACAAAAAGACAUGUCCUGUAAUGAACUAAAACGGGACGCUCCUUUUCCUGUAUUUUCUGACAGCGUCUCUCCGCCUAACACACUGUCACAGGCUCACAUUUUUCGGCCCCAGCCUGAAAGAAGGGACACCCAAAUUUUAUAAGGGACACCAAAAAUUUUUCAAAGGCGGCAGGCCAGAUUAACUGUCCCUUAUUUCAAUCUCUUGGAGUUGGCAACCCUAUUCGUAUCUCAAACAACACUAAAUAUAACUCAAAGUAAGAGUGAAGCAACCACAAAUGUCUGCUAUUCUGCUUUAUAUACAAUUAUGAGGGGAUAUUUGUGAUGCUCCUUUUUUUGGAAGAGCCCUGUCCCGUUUUAAAACUAAAGAAAAAGCCACAAUAAAUCCCACUGAUAAAGAAACCACCAUGACAUUAACAAGACUGCUCAGAAAAUAGUUCAAGGAUCCCCUUUUCUCUUCAAAUUUAAAACCUGCACCAGUUAAUCAAAAGCAAACCCAGAUCAAUAGUCAAUGCAACCAUUUUCUAUUUAUUCACCACACCAGAAAAAAAAAAAGCCUGAGGCUGCAGAAUGAAAGCACAGUUAGCCAAAACACUGCAACAUUAAAACGCUCCCUUUGUUGCUGUCCCUAUUUUGUUUUCUCCAUUAAAAGCAUGUGAUCAUAUUUAAACUACAUAUGUUUGCAUGUUGUAGUUGUGUAGGUCACAAACACCAUCCUUGCCUCCCAAAUGAGCGAGACUUCUAAGACAGACACAGAGCGCACAGGCUUGGAUGUCCUCUCCAGCAGCGCAGAUGUCACUAAAUAAAAUAUUUCAUAAUCCUGCCCAAAUCCUCUAAUCACCAUGACAACAGGCAGCAGGGAGCCAGAGAGUGGUGGAGUGUGGACCCCCACUUCCUCCUUUUCUCCUCCCUCUUUUUUUCCCUCAUUUUAGAGGAAUUUGGGUCCACUCCGUCAGAGUUUUGCUUUUGGUAUUACACUGUUGUCCAUCCCCUUAGGAAAGGUUUGAACAGAUUUCAGGGAAAGUAUCAGACACAGACCGACACCAUCAGCUGAAUUAGUCAGUACAGAAAUGUUCCUGUUUCCUGUAUUGACAGGUAAAGAUGAAUGGUGCACCGUUACCCUUCCUUGUUGUAAAAAGGGAGUCCAAGAUAUUCCCUCUGAUGAGCUCUGACACCUUGUUUGAAGCAGACGCUGACAGUAAUGGAAGUUUGAUGGUUCUUGGGUUAGUAUCAGUCAUUUUUAGGGCCACGGGGCAAACACACCAAGGCACUAUUUAUUGUGGAUUUUUUCUUAUUCCACUUCUGGACAAAUUUCGAUUCACUACCAGUCCUACAGCUCGAAGGGUUGAAGAACAAAUGAUGUAAGUCGUGAAAAACUUUGGAAGAAUUUUCCAUUGAAGUCAGUGGGACAAGUAAAAAAAAAAGAGCAAUUAUUGGAGUUUUUUAAACACCUACCAGCUCUUCAUACUUUCCCUUAAAGACUCCAUUUAAACUUAAAAAUGUAGACACAAGUCUAAUCUAUCUAUGUCAUAAUCUUAAUUUUGUUAGGCAUUGUAGUUUUUGAUAGCUCACUGUUUAAUGACCAUGAUCAUUUCUGGAGAAAUUUUGAGAUUAUAAUGGGUGGGUAUUGCAUGGGAUAUCAGUUUAAGUGAGAGACUUUGCAUGAAAUUGUCUGAAACUUUUCUCUUUCUCUGCUCCUCCUGGACAUAAACUACACUCUAAAUGCAUUUUCUUUUUUCCACAAUUGUAGACACACUUGUUCUGUUCCUAACUAUGUGUUCACCUAGGCAAAAAGACUUGCAGAUUUUAAACACUGAGUCUCUAAGUGUGGCAGUGUCUCUCUCUGCUCCUCAUUGACACCAAUAUAAAAAUUUUCGUGCAACUAUUGCUGCGUUCAAGUUAAAUCGGAAGUCAGAUGUCGGAGCUGAAAAUGACGUCACACAUAAGUUACUAGCGUUUCAGUUACCAAGUCGGAAAAAAACAAAAUCGGAAGCCUGAAACAAGACGGCUACAUCUACGAAAGUUAUUUUAGCGCUUGCUUUAUAUUUGGACAAGACAAGCGCUAAAAUAACUUUGCUUUUUUCCGACUUGGUAACUGAAACACUGGUAACUCGGGUGUGACGUUGUUUUCAGCCCAGACUUCUGACUUCCAAGGAAACUCAAACGCAGCAUAUUAAAGUCAUAUCAAAGCAUUCAGGAAGUCCUUACGAUGACCGUCGAGCUACAGUUUUGUCAGAAUUGACCCAAAUGUGAGUCCAGCGCUGAGGCAAGAAAUCGCUCUUGUUCUCGAUGUUUUGGGUGCCUUAGCCCGCAGUGAGUCUAUUGUCGUGGCACUCAAUUUGGUCACUUGAAUAAGGGCUUUGAUGAUGUGAUGUGUGAAGCCAAAUCAUUAAACUGUUAGAUGAUGCAGGGAGAGUCACUGAAGAUGGGCUUUAUGACUUAAACUGCAACCAGGCUGUUGGAGAGGUUCUUGGAUUUGCUUUUGUGGAGGCUGUCUUGCCGUCCAUCGUUUAAACAGCUCAAGUUUCUAGUACCUUGUGUCUCUUCUUUCCACAAGGCCAAUCUCAUUACAACCCAGUAUGACAUGGGGUUAAAGAUAGUGAACUAAAAUACUCUCAGUUAAAGCACAAACCUUGAGAUGAUGUAAAGUUUGAAUGUGAUCAUUAAACACCCGCUGAUCCACAGUGUGGGUUCGAAUAAAGCCGGGUCUCUUAAGGGUUUUAAACUAUGUGCGCACACAGAGAUACAGUAGCACACACUGAAGGCCUACAGAUUUCUGUACAAUGAUAGGAUAAUGGAGGGGAUGACCUCAUGGGGUGAAAGGACCUGUUGCCUGGUAACAGUGUGGUUAGCAGCAAGAGAGGGGGGUAUUCAUACCAGUGUGUAUUUGUGUGUGUGUGUGUGUAGUAUUGACCAGUGUUGCCAGGUGAGGGAGAUUAUGAUGGUAUUUAAAAAUAGAGAUCUGCACAUCUUCAGGUGUGAGUGUGUGUGUGAGUGUGUGUCGCACAUGAACAAAACACACAGUUGUGAUCUGUACAAACACUUCCUGCUGCUAUUUAUUUUCUUACAUUUUUAGAGCCUCUUCUGCAGCUCACUUGACUGUGUGUGUGUGUGUGUGCAAGACAUAAAUAAUUAACUCUCUCCCCUCUCUCUUUCUGUGUCUCUGCAGGUAUUCGGCCCCAGAUUAUGAAUGGGCCUAUGCACCCGCGCCCCCUGGUGGCGCUGCUGGAUGGGCGCGAUUGCACUGUGGAGAUGCCCAUCCUCAAAGACCUGGCGACCGUAGCUUUCUGCGAUGCCCAGUCUACACAGGAGAUACACGAGAAGGUACAAAAUAACUGUUCAGGAUUGUAUCACCCAUAAACGUAAAGAAUAUCCAUCCACCCGUAGCACUCACAUUUAAAACUCGUGAAAAUACAAAGCAAUCCUGGAUGACUUCCUGAGUUUUUAUCUCAGAUCUUUAAUGUCUCUUUAUGACUGUUCCUGGAUGUGUCAGGCUCGUUUUAGUGCCUUUUGUUUAUGUGUGUAAUUAACUUUAAUUAUUUCCUGUUGAUUUGCAAUUAACUUUAUUUACUUUCAGGAUGGAGAGUAAGACAGAUAAGAGAAGAAACACUUCUUAUUGACCUCUCUUAAGACCAAAAGCAAAAUUAUAGUUUUUAUGACUUGGGUGAUAAAGUGGUAUAACUUAUUAUAUUACAUAAAAAGUCUACACACCGCUGUUCAACUGCCAGGUUUUUGUCAUGUAAAAAAAAUAAAUCAAAAUAAAUAAUUUCACAACUUCUUCCACCUUUUAAUGUGACUUAUAUCCUGUAAAACACAAUUGAAGAACAAACAGAAAUCUUUCAGGGAGAUGAAGUAAAAAUAAACAACUGAGAUCAUGUGGUUGCAUAAGUGUGCACACCCUCUAAUAACUGGGGAUGUGGCUGUGUUCAGAUUCAACCAAAAACAUUCAAACUCAGGUUAAAUUGGAGUCAGCACACACCUGUCACCAAUUAAAGUGCCUCUAAUCAACCCCAAAUUAAGUUCAGCUGUUCUAGUAGCUUUUCCUGACAUUUUUGUAGCCACAUCUUCCAGCACAAGCCAUGGUCCGCAGAGAGCUUCCAAAGCAUCAGGGGGAUCUCAUUAUUCAAAGAUAUCAGUCAGGUGAGGGCUACAAAAGAAUUUUCAAGGAAUCAAAUAUACUAUGGAACACAGUGAAGUGGAGAAAAUAUGGCAGAACAGUGACAUUACCAAGAACAGGACGUCCGUCCAAAAUUGAUGAUAAGACAAGAUGAUAACUGGUCAGGGAGGUUAACCAAGAGGCCGACAGCAACACUGAAGGAGCUGCAGGAAUUUCUGGCGAGUACUGGCUGUGUAGUACAUGUGACAACAAUCUCCCACUGUCUUCAUAUGUCUGGGCUAUGGGGUAAGGUGGCAAGACGGAAGCCUUAUCUUACAAAGUAAAACAUCAAAGCCCAGGCAACCAGGUUAUUUUAACUGUUUUAUUUUUUAUUUUUCCCCUUAAAGGUUUCAGUUUGUUUUUCAAUUGCGUUGUACAGGUUAUAGGUCAAAUUAAAGGUGGAAAAAGUUGUGAAAAUAUUUAUCUUGCUGUCAUUUUCUUACAUCACGAAAACCUGGCAGUUGAACAGAGGUGUGUAGACUGUUUAUAUUCACUGUAAUGUAGUGACAUCACAUUUCUGAGCCUCAUCUUGUAAUGUCAGACCCACUCCCAGCUUAUCUUCAGCCAUUAAUUUUAAUAUGGGGUAGGGGGAAAAAUGGACAGAAAUGAGACUGAUGCAACCAAAAGCCAAAUUUAUUCAUAGGAACGAAAGUCAUCACCAAAUUAAACACUGCUUUUUAAAAUAUAGUAAAAAUAUAUAUACGUGUUCGAAAAAAUAACUAAUAAUUUAAUCAGAAAUAUUUUUUGCCAAUUAUAUGAAACUGUUACAUCUAUUGUUUUUACUCCUGAGCUGAGUGUAACAGAUAUUCUCUAUGAAUGCACUUAAACAGGAGUUAAAUAGGAGAAGUUCCAAAGGUCAGACCACACUAUAUCCUCGUGUGUUUGCUGUAACAUUCAUAAUUGUAAUAGUAUCGGCUGUCUCUGCACAAACUUAAAGGCAGGCCCACACACUCUGUGAUACUGACAUAUCUCGAGCUAAAAGGAUCCUCUCUUUCCUCCUACUGUGGCUUGUCCUCUGUGAUGUUUUAAUCAUAUUUCAGCCCACUGGCUUGUUCCACUCUCCCAGUUCAACUCUUAAUGGUUUCAUCACUGACUCUAAUCCCGCUGGGUGCUGAAGUGCUGCUUUGUUAAAUAAGGAGGAGGAGGAGGCUGCUAAUAGAAAUGCAGUAUAAUUGUUCCCAGCCAGAGUGGGUGAAACAUUUGUCUUAUUUUACUGCCUUUACACCGGAGCCAAGCUGAAGCAGUCUUAAAAUACUGACUGGAGGUUUUGUGUCUUUACACUUAAACGAAGGAUGGAAAGGGCUUUUGCUUUACACAGCUGAAAACACCGCCUUCCACGGGCCCUCGAUUUAAUCUGUUUUUAAAUUUAUAUUAUAAAGCAGUCCAUUUCUCCAUAUACUUUUCAAUUUGUCUUUUCCGUACUACCCUAAUCACACACACACAUUUAACACAAUCACAUUCUUCUACCAGUAAACUGCACUCAUACUUACACAUUUCACAUACUGAAGACCCAUCUGGGAGAAUAGAUAUUGGCAGCAUUCCCAUAACUAUAACUGCACAGCAGAGGGUACAGAUGGGGCACACUGCACACACAAACACACUCGCCAGCAGCAGCAGUGAAAGUUUCAGAAGUGAAGAACUGUUCACACAAAACUGUAUCGUCAAAAAACUCGAGCAAACACAGCCACGCUGCUGUCUUUUUUUUGCACUUAGUGUCUGUAAGUGAGCAGACGCAGUGGUUAAAGUGGUCUGUAAUGUAAGAUAUUACUGUAAACUGCAUAACAUGCAUCACUUUAAGCUAGUGGCGACUUAGAAAAGAGCUGCAGUCUCUGUUUUACUGCAUGAUAAAGGAAAUAGAUAAGACACUGCUCAAGGUCUGUCAAAGAAGACAAUAAUGUCGUUGAGAGAUCACAGAAGACUUGUUGAACUGCUGGAAAGGAUAAGUGAAGUGUUUUCAAGUGUCUUCAAAUGACGCUGAAUGGUCAUCCCCUGAUUUAAUGUUUUAAGUGCAGCUGUUUUAGUGCCAAGUAAAAAGAUGCUCUAAAAAUGUCAACCACGAUUAAGCGCGCAAAUGAAAACAAAAUUACCUGCUACCUUCCUCACUGAUCAGGACAUAAGCGUAUUUUCAAGACAAAUGGAGCAUGUCGUGUUUGUCACAGAAGAAUGGCAGCAGUUUUUCAGAUUUAUUAUUUUUCCUUUGGCAUCUGGGACUCAGCUCAGUUGUUGACAGCUGAGUGAUGGACAGAGAAAUAUUUAAUGAAGAUCUACAGGCACAACUGUUCAGACAUAAGAUACCCCUGAUUAAAGGUGGGGUGGGCAGGAUCUGAGGAAGUGCCAGUUUUGGGGAGAAAUCCUGAAUGUAAACUCUACCCCUCCCAAACAGUUUUCCCCUCAGCUCCUCCUCUCCCCUCCAUCUUUGCUCCAGCAAGCCCCGCCCACAAACAGACGCUCCUUCUCACUUGUAUCAUUUCAAUUAAAUUCAGAUGUAAUGCAGAUAAAUACGUCAGAUAAUUACAAAUCCGGCCCAGUCAACGUGAAAGUAAAAAGCAUUGGUGCUACUGUAGAUGCCAACAGACUAUCAGCAAACACAAUGUUUGUAGGACUUCUACAACUAGGAUAAAGUGACAUACUCCAGGAGCUAAACAGUUUAGCAAGAAACACUUCUUUUACAAAGACUUGGCUUACUAUGUUAAAGCGGUUUACCUGUCCAGCAGAAAGGUUACAGGGUCCGUAAGAUCCCAAAGUGUCCCCCAUCGUUUAAGCUGAAGUUGACCCGGCUUUUUUAGCUCUUGCCAGGCUUUUUAAGCACCUGUUAUUCCGCCAGAGUCUCCGGUAUUUACUUUCUUUUCUUGCUUGUGUUGACAGUCGUGGCCAAAGGAGGAUUCUGACAAUUUUCCGUACUUUCUAGUUGGUUUCUACCGCCCGAUUUUGUAGCACACUAACUUUGUUUGGGCUCGUGAACGACUGGGGGGAGCAGCGUCUGCCUCACAACCAAUCAGCAUUAAGGAGUAGCAUUCGCCUCACAACCAGUCAGGUUGGGGGAGGCGGAGAAUGGCUUUGUUUACAGUCAGAAAGAGCGGGCUGCUCAAAAAUUGAACACAGUGAUAUUGUUAUAUUACCAAAUGUCAUCAAUAACAAAUAGCUAUUGACUGAUACUAAAAUCUUUUUUGUUUAUACACCACAAAAAAAGCUGCUUCUUUAACCGAUUGUUGCCUACCCCACUUUAAGUAUUAAGUAUUCUCAAGUCUUUGGAGUGACCUCUUAGUUACAGAAAUUAAAAGCACACCAUGGUCAAAUCAACAUUUUUUUUUGCAAGAGUUGAUUAACAGUCUAGCCGGUCUACUCUCUGAGCCAAAUACUCAGCAAACCUUGCAGGUGGUUGGCUUUGCAUAGAAAUCGUAAGUAUCUUACCAGCUUGCCGGCUUCACUACAACACCAAAAUUAUGUCUCCCAAGGCUUUUAAAGGUCAGUAAUUAGUACAGCUAGUACUUAUCCUCUCGGAGUUUGCCUUUUGGGCUUUUUGCUUAUUCAUUUACGGGGCUCUUGCAACCAAGAGCCAUGUAUUAUAAGCAACCACAAGCAUAUAAUAGUGGAGCUUUUUAAAACAUCUAGUGUCAAAUCUGUUUUCUUUCUACUGUAGCCCACACCAUCUUCUUUUUCUAAGUUAAAUUGUGACUGUUUCACAAUGGCCUUUUUUACAUACCCAGUUAGAGGUGUGAUAUUUCUGCCCUUGUAAUCUCUCACCUUCUGUAUGAAUGUCUACAUGGUAUAAUGGUGGGACCGAGGGAUCUUUUUGCAUGUCUAAGUGUGUGAAUAUGGGUCUCCUACUGAGUCUUUACCUCUCGUGCUUUUAUGAAGCCACAAUGUAAUAUGAAAUCACAUACAAAAUGGUUAAGCACAGUAGAGUUGACCAAUUAUUAAGCCAAUUAAACUCUUAAUGUGAAAAUAUACAUUGAAUCGAUAAGGUUUAAUUUUUUACUAAGGUGGCAAAUACUUAGCUUAUCUUAGUUUGUCAAAAACUAAAGUAACAACAUCUAAAAGACUAAUUUUUUAUGCUUCCAAAUGAAUUCUGUGGCUGUAAUACUUAAAAACUCUCAACAUGAGCUUUUACGCUCGCAGUGCUGUAUGUUUCCACAUUAAUAGGCUUUACGUGAUUUGCAACAUUCAUGAUUAUUGGCUGUAAAAGUGCGUAAAUAACCCUCUCGCUCACUUGCACUUAAUGUGAUCCUGCUCCCCUCUAUUUUUAAUCAAGCUUGUGCUGUGAUUCUGUCAUUUUUCCAGCAUCUUCUCCAGCCCUGCUUUCUGCUGGCCUGCUUCUCUAAAGUAAUGAGAUUAAUGCAUGAGGGGAGCUUCAACCUUGAAUUCAGUGGAAAAAAAAAAAAAAAGGAAAAGAAGUUAAAAGAAAAUUCCUGGCUAUGCUAAUCUGGCUGGAUUAGUUUAAUUCAGUUAGGGAGUUGUGAAUAGAAACCUGUUAUUUAGCAGCUGCAGCUUGCGGCAGCUACUUGCUUAUGCUUUCUGAGUUUCUCAGCACCUGUCAGUCUACUUUAUGGCCUUGCCUGCAAUCACUUCAAACCUUGUUUGCAUUGAGUCUGAGUGACAGUGUGACAGAAAUGAGCUUUGGCAAACACUCAUUAUAAACAUACAGACAACCACUCAUAGUUGAGAGAAUAAACAAUCAAUUUGCAUUUAGAUGAAGAACAGCAGGCUUGAACUUAAGUUGAAGAGAUAGUGGAAGUGUAAUUACUUGUUUUGGUUUUUAAAAAGUUGCUUAAAAAAUAUGGUAACCCUUUCUUUUAUGCUACACUUAUUACCAGGUAAUUAACAGGUAAUUACCUAGUAAAAAUCUGGUAAUUACACAAUAACUACUAAGUCAAUACUGUCUAGCUACCAGGUAGGUAACCUUCCAUCAUCAUACAAAUUUGAAGCCGAAUUGCUCUGGUAUUUCCAGGAUUUUCUCUGCUUCCUGGAACCACCACUUGCGUAGCAGCAUUUUACGCAUUCGGCGGGUGAGUCGCUGUGAUAAUGCUCGACUCAAACAGCGUAAUGCUACGCAAUCUUCGCACGCCCAUAGGCUGUAUCAAGUGUCAAUCAUAGAAAAAAAGAACCCCAAAAAGCUUUUGAAAAUGGAGCUGUACAGAAAAAAGAAAAACUAGACAGUACUGACUUAGUAGUUAUCAUGUUAUUACCAGAUAAUCUCAUGUUCUUACUAGGUAAUUACCUCUUAAUUACCUGGUAAUAAGCGUACAGUAAAAGAAAGGGUUACCAAAAAUAUAUAUCUGAACAUAAAUGUAGAAUGAAAUUGAUUAAGAGCAGUAAUGGUGUUAUGCUCACAGCAGAAAAGUGGUUAUCAUUUUCUACCAUCAGAUAUAUGGUGAGGCAUCUUUUUAUUAUUACGGCCCCAGUCUAUGGAACAGCUUACCUGAAGACCUGAGGACUGCACCUAAUCUUAAUGAUUUUAAAAGCAAACUCAAAACAAACCUUUUUAGUCUUGCUUUUAACCGAAUUUUAUAUCAUUAACUUUAAGUGUUUUAGUAUUUAUCUCUUCUAGUUUUUAUGACAGGAUCAUCUUUUAUUGAUCUAUCUUGGUGCACUUAUUUUAUUAUCUUUUACUGCUGUUGUUAUUUCAUUUUAUUUAUUAUUUCUUACUUUCUCACCUUAUCUUACUUUGUCUUUAGAUUUUAUCCCUCCAGUGUUUCCAUAUCUUGAAUUUUGAAAUGGCGUUUCCUCACUGCGCACAUUCCUGUUUAUGAAAUCGACGCUCUUUUUUAAGUUUAUGCAUUUUAAUACAUGUUUCUAUUGUGCUUAUAUUGCGGGGUGGGAAUGAGGGGUCCGGUUGGAGUAGAUUAGGUAUGAAAAGUGCCAUACAAUAAAGACUGUUCGAUUGAUCGAUCUGUAACACAGUGAUGAUGACUCCUGUUCCUCUCGGUUGUCUCUCAGGUGUUGAAUGAAGCAGUGGGAGCCAUGAUGUACCACACCAUCACCCUUACCAGAGAGGACCUGGAGAAGUUCAAGGCUCUGCGCAUCAUCAUCCGCAUCGGCAGCGGUUACGACAACAUCGACAUCAAGGCUGCAGGGGAGCUCGGUGAGACUGCAGGAAGAUUGUAGGAAAAACACCAGCUCAGAGCAGUUUCCUCUUCAGCUUAUUCAUCCUCAUCUGACUAAAAAAAAAAAACAGACAUCUUUCAUUACUGGGAAGAUAUUUGCACCUUUGGAUGGGUGCCAAACCAAACUCUGCGAGGUCUAUUGACUUAGCAUAAACAACAUAUGUAAGAGGAAUGAUCACACACUGUAAACAGAAUAUGUAAUGAGUCUGUUUGUAUAUGCAGAGCAGAUGCUUGAACAGAUAUGAAACUCUCCCUCAGAUUCCCGUUCGGCCCCUUCGGCAUAUGUUUGGUUUGAGAGCAGGAUUUAGUGUGAUAUCCUAAUUAUUGUUGUUUGUUGUAACACAUUUCAUCGCUGACAUAUAUGAGCUUAAUUAGCAGUUAUAAUUAUCCUCUCACACUUCACAGUUCAUUUAGUAAACGGAGUGCUUUUAUUUAGUCGAAGGUCUUGGAGAGAGAAAUCCCUGGUGUUGUUGUGAAUUGAAAAAUCUACCCAUGAAACAGCUGCAGUAAUUAUACCCGGGUCUUGUCUCUCUAUAAUCUGUGUGAAAGUAUUCCUACUUUUCAUUUGAAGUGUCUUUGUCGCCGUCAUCAGCUGAAUUUGCACUCUCGCUGUCCUCUUCGCAGGUAUCGCGGUGUGUAAUAUCCCCUCAGCAGCUGUAGAAGAAACAGCAGACUCAACACUUUGUCACAUCCUCAACCUCUAUCGGCGAAACACCUGGUUGUACCAGGCUCUCCGGGAGGGGACGCGGGUCCAGAGCGUAGAGCAGAUCCGGGAGGUGGCAUCAGGGGCGGCCAGGAUCCGAGGAGAGACGCUCGGCCUCAUCGGAUUCGGUGAGCUGCUUCUUUGAGAUUAAGUGCAGGAGCUGAUGCAACACAAGUGGACUGCCAGUUUAUCGGAGAGAGAAUAUACUGACAGCCGUGUGAGUGUCUGAGCUCUUGGGGAAAAAAAAAGAUUUGCCCAAAGUUGGAUCAUUUAAUUGGCCUAAAUUGAAAACAGAGUGGUGAUGAGUCAUUUUUCUUUUCCAUUAACAUAAAAAAAAACGUCCUUUUAAAUGUGUCUUUUCAAACUUAUCAUUUCCAAAUUAUGUGAUAAUGAUUUUACUUUCAACCUUUUUAUGCAAAGAUGCAGCCAGAAAAUGUCUACCCACACAAAAUCUGAUGAAAAAACAUUGAGCGAAAAAAAUAGCAAUAAUCAAAUCAAAGCAGUUUCAUUACGGAGUUAAGACAGCAAGUCAUGAGCAAGACUGAGUUUAAAGGAGACGCCCAAAGAAAGGUCUUAAAUUUGUAAAAUCUUUAAGUAUAAGAUCAUGAAAGACUUUGUCGAUCAGUAAAACAUCUUUUUUAAGAUUAUUCAAAAUUUAAUAGAGCAGCCAGUUAAAACAUCUAACAGAGAGGAAUUAUGAUCUCUAAUUUUGUGUUUGGUAAAAAUCUAGACUACUGCUUUAAUAGAUAAAUCUCUAAAACCAAGGAGAUGUUUUAUAACACUUUAGUGACUGAUGACUGAUAACUUGAACUCCUACCAGAAUCUGGACCGGAUCUUAGUUCGGGCUUUGUUUCCUUCCUAUGAUACAAAAAAAAUAUAUGAUACACUUAAUUUUCCACUUCAGGUGCUGCACAUGCUCAGCUGCAUCCACAGUAGUACCGAUAAAUAAUCCAAACGAGUAAACAAUGUUAAAAACUAGCAAUAACCCACAUCCAGACGACCAAGAUGACCGAUUACUUGUUUAUACCCCCAUCAGGUCGCUCUGGCCAGGCAGUGGCGAUGCGGGCGAAGGCGUUUGGCUUCAACGUCAUCUUCUACGACCCCUACCUCCAGGACGGCUUGGAGCGCUCGCUGGGCGUUCAGCGAGUCUACACGCUCCAGGACCUGCUCUACCAGAGCGACUGCGUGUCCCUACACUGCAACCUGAACGAACACAACCACCACCUCAUCAACGACUUCACCAUCAAACAGGUAGGAGACUUUGAGAGAGAUGUGGAAGCCAUUGGAGAAGAUGACAGAGACAGGAACGUUUCUCAAACUUUUAAAGGAUGGUAUGAAAAAUCGUGUUUCCUCCAAAUCAGGCGGCAGGUUCUUCUUAGUAAACUAAUGAUCUCUGGAGGUUGGUUGCGCAGCUUUUACCCCACAAAAUGUUAAGUAACUUGGGCAAGAUACCUAGAACAAGUAACUGAGGGGAAACCCAGAAGUUUGGAGAAUCUUUACAGAACUGGAUUAAGAAGAAGGUGGAUGCCAAAUGGCGAUGGCAUCAUUUUCGAUUUCGUUUGUCUGAUAAAGUUGGAAUCAAACUUAAAUCUGUCUCAACACACAGAUCUCAGGGUGAAAAAGAUGAACCAUUUCGAGCAGUAAACCGUUCUUAUUGUUAGUUGCCAACAAAACAAUCAGUGGCGAGCCAUGAAAUGCGGUUGACCAGCCAAGUCGCUGUGCCUGCGUGGGCGAGGGUUGCCAGACCAGGCCAGAGGGGCUAGUUAACCAGCCGUUGUGAAACAGUCGCUAAUCCAACUGCAGAAUUAAAGUGUUUGCAUUCAAAUUAGUUGUACUUUUGCGUCCAGAAUCCCUCAUUCCUCUAUAACAGAGCAGAUUUGUCCUCCUAAUAUUCUGAGGACAAGAGAUAUUUGUAAUCUGCUAAAGUCUUCUCUUUGUCACUGCUGACACCUGGAGGACAUAAAGUGAACUGCAUGUUGUAUAAACUCAAUGCUUAAAUGACUGUUUAAAAUUGUUAUUUUUUCACCAUAUAUAUAUUUUUAGCCUUUAAACAUGACGUAUUUUCCUCUGCAUCAGCAUUGACAUUAUGUUUUCUUCCAUACUGUGAUUUAAUUCUGUGAGGAUGAAAGGAUUAGUGUCGUCAAAUUGUCCCCCGUCUUUGAAAAGCCUUUUGUUUUCAUGUCAUUUUUUUGUUGUUAAAGGAUUUGUACGUGUUUAUUUUUUUUUAAGAAAAGCCACCCCCGCAGUGUGGAGUCCAUGACAGCUCUCCUGGAUGUGCUCUUGAUAAAUUUGACAGGAUGGAGCAAAUAUUCAUUGUUGUGCUGUGUUGUUUUUGUAGAUGCGUCAGGGUGCGUUCCUGGUCAACUCAGCGCGAGGAGGCCUGGUGGAUGAGAAAGCGUUGGCUCAGGCCCUAAAAGAAGGAAGGAUACGGGGGGCUGCCCUGGACGUCCACGAGUCCGAGCCUUUCAGGUGAGUUGUUCACGGAUUCAGGAUCUUAUCAAACAUCUUUUAACUAAAUUUUGUACUAUUUAUUGAAUGAAGAACCUCAAAUAUACGUAUGUACACAAGGGAAGAUGUAAAACUGCAAAGUCAUGCUUAGAAAUGGAAACUCAAUGGCACUGAUAUCACAAAAAUCAGCUGUAUCUUCACUCUUGUGCUUCUCUGUCUUCAUUUCAUUUGAACAGUUUCUCCCAAGGUCCCCUGAAAGACGCCCCCAACCUAAUCUGCACCCCCCACACCGCCUGGUACAGUGAGCAGGCUUCUCUGGAGAUGAGAGAGGCUGCUGCCACAGAAAUCCGCAGAGCCAUCACCGGUACAGAGACGUUUCUUUCUCUAUCGUAUUCAUGCAGCAGGAGUUUUCGACUGAGCACAGAGCGGAAAGCUCAAAUGUUGUCAUCCUGUUAAGUUCUAGGUUGUAUUUCACAAUCAUUUUGACUUUUUUUUGUUGGAGCUUCUGAAUUUAAACACAGUGACACACAUUUUAGCCGACACAUCUAGGCUGGUUCACAAACCGAAGUAGGAAAGCUUUUCCGAGCUUUACGCAGAGCAGGCUGUUUCAAAUUUAAACUGACAUCUUAAAUCAUGACUCUCCUCUCUAACGGCAAACAUCUUUUGACUCUUGCCAGCUUAUCAGAUAUUUAUGACCACAUACAUAACUUGGGCAGUUUUAAAUUUGCCAAAGUCAAUAAAUUAUAAAGUAUAUGAUUUAAAGAACAGCAAACAAGCUCUCAAAAUCAAGGAUGAUUUAUUUUCUUUACAGCUAUAUUAUUUUGCAGUUGAAACAUCUUUUCGUAGAUCGCUUCUUUAAGAGUUAGAGCACAGUAUAAAGUGUGCUGUGCCUUUGGAUGUAAGAUAUAUCUGGCUGCCCAUGCUUGGUGAGGCCUUUGAGCUCAGGUAAUCUUUGUAUGGUUUCCAGAAGAGCCUGUGUUCAACUUCAGCGAUGGCUCAUUGGUGCCAAACCAGUUAUUUUCAUUUGUACAAUUUCUUCUCGACCACCUCCGAAAGCUGCUGCAGAUCAGGCCAAGAACAUAGAAUAUUUGUGUUGUCUGCAAAUGCAUGCAAAUUAGAAAAUCAGACACUUUUCUGGGCUAUAAGUCGCACCAGAGUAUAAGUUGCACCAGCCAAAAAAUGCAGAAUGAAGAAGAAAAAAACAUAUACCGGUAUAAGUCACAUUUUUGGGGGGAAAUUUAUUUUACAAAAUCCAUGAACAAGAACAGACAUUUUAUCUUGAAAGGCAAGUUAUAAUUAGGGCUGCAACUAACGAUUAUUUUGAUAAUCGAUUAAUCUGCCGACUAUUUUAAUAACGAAUCGAUUAAUCGGAUAAACAGGCUAAAUUCAUUAAUGCAGCUGUUAAUAGCAAUAGCAUAGGGCUUUAGUUUAUCAUAUGAGUUUAUCUGCCAUGAGGUGUUGAGGUCUCUGCAUGUGUAGGUUACUGACUUACUGUAAUCAUCGGGUCUUUCUCGUCCUUAUAAAAACCUGCUCUAUUUCGGCGAGUGUCUGUCUUCUUCUGUAGUCGAACCGCAAGAUAUCAAAAUCUACCCGGAUACAGCAAUGCUGCUUUUUUAUUGGCUGUUAAGUAGAUAUACUUUAUUUGAUUGGCUUGCGCGUGGCACGCAACUUCUGAACUCUCAGAGGAACUCAGUUGAUUUCCCCCUGUUCCAUAGUUAAAGAAGUGCAACUUGGUGGACAUCACCGUGUUCAUUUAAAUGCGUGAGAAAAACAAUGUGUGGUGUGUGAGCGUGUGAACGAGUGGGAAUGCGUGUGUCAUACGCUGAAUGGGUGAGACUUGAGAGCCCUGUGCUCACGCAUCAUCGAUGUACUCCCGUGCCAUGCAAAACGGGCUUUGCAAAUGUUGCACUGAACGCCUUCCUUUUCAGUCUUGGUAAAGUUUUCCCACACCAUGGGUUGUGUCCAUGUUUUUCUCAGCCGCUGCCUCGGCCAUGGCUGUUUCUUUUCUGUGUGUCCUGCUGAUGUUUACACACCGGUGUCCAUGGACAUAUGUAAAGACCCGACGAAUCGAUUACAGAAUUAGUUGGCAACGAAUUUUUUCGUCACGACGAAUCGACUUAAUCGAUUCGUUGUUGCAGCCUUAGUUAUAAUAAUAACAAUAGAAUAGAGAACAACAGGCUGAAUAGGUGUACAGUAUGCUAAUGUAUAUUUUACUACUUGCAGCUUGUAAUCUCUACUAUAUGACUUUCUUUUUGGCAGCAUUUGUGCUCAGUCUUUCUCAGUUGUCUAUAUGGGUUAAUGUUAAUUUUUAAAAUUUUUAGUGGUACAGGAUUAGCAGAUACUGGUACACCAGCCUAGAGUGCCCUCUAGCUGCUGUCAGUGUGGAGAUAACAAACAUGUGAAAUCAUAUAUUUGAAUAUAUGUAAGUUGCACCUGAGUAUAAGUCGCAAACCUAGCCAAACUAUGAAAAGUAUAUCAGUAUAUACAGUACAGUAUAUCAUUUAUGAACCAAAAAUAAAAAGCUCUCUUUUCCAUUUGUGUUGUCAAGCAUCAGUUAAUGGGGACCUUAUCUAGCAAUUAUGCAAGCUAGGAAGUAGUCAAGGUGAUUUGUUCGUUUCUCACUUAAGUUGAGCUGUCAGCAGUGCAGCUGCUAUAGCACGCAGCAAUGCUGAGCGAGCAGUCGGUGAACGAGGGAGCGCAUGCAUCGAUGCCUGAAUCACUUGGUAAACAAAUCACACGGUAAACUGCACUCUCCGUAAUCAUUUUUGUCAGACAAAACAAACUUUUUUUCUUUUUUACUGCUAAAUUGUCACCAGAACAACUUGCAUACAAUAGGACACAGCAUGUUACAAGUAGUGCAUUAUACCUGCAGCAACGGUUUGCGAGGGAACGCAAAUUCUUUAGAAUUCUUCUAAACGGUCAGUGAACGAAUCACUCACUGAGCCCAAUUUACCGAACAUGAUAAAUAGCAUACCAUUGGACAGUACACUUAAAAUAUUAUGACGUAUAAACAAGUUCAUUUCUUCAAAUGUGUUUGUCAAAGCAACACAGCCAAACUCUCUCAUCUCCCAGAAGCUAUGAUCUGAACUGAAUCCUGAACCGUUCAGCUGUGUAUCAGUUCAGGAAGUCGGAGUCGCAGGCCCCUCCCGCCAAGAGCUGAAUGAUUCGGUGAUUCAGUGAACGAAUCUUUUGAAUGAAUCUUUUUACUGAGCUGAUUCUAGUGGUUCAGUACAUCUAAAAGAACUGCUGUGCUCAUCACUACCCAAUGAAUAUCUGAAUAUUGCCAUUUCAUUGGCCAAUCAUUCACAAAAAUGAUUUCUCAUCUUGCUCACUUUUAUCAAGUCAGAAAAUCAGGAACACUUCACAACAUUAUGACAGCGUUUGAGUUUUCAACCUCUAAUGAGAUGUUGAAGAAAAAUGGCUGCACUGAUAUAAAAGUCAACGGGACACUUUCCUAAACUGACAAUUAUCUGUAAUCAAUCAUUCCCCCUCACUUCACAGGCCGUAUUCCUGACAGUCUCCGAAACUGCGUCAACAAAGAGUUCUUCAUCACCACAGCACCCUGGGGGAUGAUGGAGCAGCAGCAGCCUCAAGUGCACCCUGAGAUCAACGGUGCCGCCUACAGGUAGGAGGUGGAAUUAUUUGACCUCGGCACAUCGCAUCACACGGAUGUCACCUGUGCCAUCUCAAUACCUGCAGUAAAUGAGGCCAAAACACUGGGUUAGAGGGUUGAUUUAGAUGUUCAAAUGUAUGUUUGUCACAGUUUCGGAUAUUUUUUUACAAAGUAUUUGGGCCAAAUUUAUCAAUUUCAUGUGAAGUUUAGCCUCUUCAUUUCUCAGUUUUCUCAACCAGAAUGAACUGCUUUUCUCACACAGCCGAGUGAACCAAACCAUGGUACAGGCCAUAGCAACGGGGGGAAUGCAGGACAAAUUAUAUACCUAAUUCUCAACCAGGUAAAUGACGACCACUACUUCUGGCUCACAUGCCGGGGCGAAUGAAAAAACAUGACCAAUAAAAGCCCGCUGAAAUCUCUAGUCCUUUUUCUCUGCCCCCGCACUCCUAACUCACAUGUCCUGAAACUGUUCCCACUUUAACCCAGCAUCUCAUCCAAUCCUUAAACCUCCCCUCACCUCGAAGUCACAGCUCAGUAGGACGCAAAGAAAACAGUUUAGAUUGAGAAGCUUAAAAGACUGAAAAACACGGAUUUAAUACAUAAGGAGCAUAAAAGAGUCCUGAACUGUAAACACAUCUCUAGCAGUAAUCCCGGGUUAUUAUCAGCUGUGUAUUUAAGAUAGCAAUCCCAUUGUGUAUAUACUCACACGCACACACUUACACAAUUGCAUUUCUGUUUUAAAGGAUCAUUUCAGUCAAAAUUUAAAAAAGAAAUACCUUUUCUUCUUACUGGGCGCACACGAUCUUAGAGAAGUGUUGUUUUUUUGAUAGUUUUGCCAUCUUAAGUGAGUUUUUGAGUUUCAUAGAAACAUGUUUUAACCUGCUGAUUAUUAGCUGUUGUUUGCACAUUGAUUCAAUUAGUAAACCGAAAGGGUAAAGUGAAAUAUUUGAUGUUGUUUUAUGUAGUUUUGUAAUUUGGGUGUGUGAUAUUCCAAGUCCUUUCCUACAUCAGAUUAAGACCCUGUCAUGUUGAGCCUCAACCAUCUCUGGGUGUUUAGUUUCUAAGAUAAUUCAUGACCACUUGAAUGCAAAUUAUGUGUCAAUAUCUGUCAAAGAACAUGAUUAUAUUUACUUUAUUCAUAGAAAUUUUAAUGUUUUUUUUUUUCUCUGAUAUCAUUUAGUUGAUUUGAGAUUUUCUUUUUGCUUUCACUGUGACGAGAAGCAACAAAUAUAAGUCUUAGCUUUGUGAAAUAAAUCACUGAUCAGAUUCUGCGUCUUUGACAAAAUUGCCUGUUUUUUACUCUCGUCACUCCUCCUCAUCACUUCCUUUUCUCCUCCAGAUUCCCUCCCGGUGUGGUGGGCGUCGCCCCUGGCGGGAUUCCCGGGCCUAUGGAGGGGUUGGUGCCCGGGGGAGUGCCCAUUGCCCACACCAUGCCCCCCGGUACCCAUCCGUCACAGGCCAUCUCCCCCAACCAACCCCCCAAACAUGGCGACCCCAUGAGAGAGCACAUGAGCGAGCCGUAGCUGCUGUGACCGAUCAGCGGGGACAAGAAAGAGAGCAAGAUUUCACAAAAAAAAAAGAAGAAAAAAACAAUAUAACUCUAAACCCAGAAACCAACCAUCAGAACCAUCCAACUUUAUGCUUGACUUCAGCCAUCUGAACCCACCAGCAGACUGCCUGAAGGGCAACGUUUCACACAUCUUCUUUUUGUAUGAAACCACUAAGCCUGAGUGAGGACGGGGACGUAAACGCACAGAUGAGCUGCCACGCUGAGAUGGGACUGACCGCCGAACUCUGACACCUUUCUGCUCCCUUCUCUGUUUUUUCUUCUUCAUUUAUGGUUUUGUCUUUACUUUUUGGGUAUCCUCUCUUUGACUUCUGGGACACGUUGAUGAUACCGCGUGCAGGAUGGAAAUCUUACCCUCCCUCCCUCCUGUUAAAGGACGAACUUGAAGGGAUAGUGACUCUAUAAACUAUCCACUGAUCCCCUCAUUACUCCUUCUUUGUCACCCACCUAAUUGCAAAGAUGUCUUGUGUUAUUUUUCUAUUUUUUUUUCUUUCUUCAGUUUAUCCUGAAUUCUGUGUUUCUGUUGCAAGUGAAAACCUAUUUUUUUGUUCUUCAGUGUGUGAUCAUGAAUGGAUUUACAGUUACAUAUAUGUCAAGCAGACGAGAAAAGUCAGCAUCUGCUGCCUCAGUCAGAAACAUGGACUACAUCUUAGUUUUGAUUUUCCAGUAGUUAAGGCUGGUGGCCCCUGAAUGUAAAGACAAGAUGUGGGGCAGUAAAUGUGGUUUUUAGUUCCAGGAGGAGUAUUUCGGCUCAUGAGGUUACAAAAAAAAAGGACUAAUUUAAACCAAAAAAGGAAAGAUGAAGACCUCGGCCAUUUGUAGGUUAGCUAAUGUGCAUUGAGUGUGUCACCUUGAUUAAAUAUUACUGUUGUGACUUUUCCAACUCUGCUGAACUGAGGUAGCUACAAUAUUUGACAAGUGUCCAAAAUAUUACCUGUUUGCACCCAAAGGACCUACAGCGUAUUGCAGCUCCAGCUAAAGACGUAGGGGGAAAGAAGAGCAGUUACUCACUCAGGAAAAGAAACAACCAUCAAAUAUGUCCAAAUCUGAACCAUGAAGAAGCUAGUCUGGAUUAUUGCUUUUCAUGUCUCCAGUUUUUUCUCCAUUGUGGUCAUUUUUUUUUUUUUUUGAUAUAUCAAAUAUGUGUUUUUUGAUGGUCAAGGUUUUCUGUCCUGUUAGAUUUGUAUUUGCCUCUUUCAAUGUUCUUAUGAUCAUAGUCUUAUGUGAAUGACCCCCGCCCUCUCCUCUGUAUAGUUUCUUUGUUUUUCUGCUCUAAUGAAAGCCAGCUGAGGCUCUCGGAGGCAUCGCGCCCUCUGUGAGCAGCAGCAGCCACAUCCAUUUCUUUUGGUCCCGUGAUGUUAGCAAGAGACGGCUGCUAGCAAGGUUGUUUGGUUUUUAGUGAGUAUUUGUAUUUGUUUCUUGUACAAGGUGAACAUAUAGCAAACAGUGCAGCUGGAAACAAUAAAUAAAAUUUACUGUUCUGAUUGAUGGCGAC